CACCCACCCUGGGAGCCCAGCGCCUGGUUUGUGCUGAGAUGAGAGCGGCCGGGGGGCAGCAUGGAGGACACAGGUCAGAGGGGGCACCCUGCAUGUGGGAAUGGGCGUAUUCAUGGCUCUAUAUCAGACAGCUAGUAUGGGGGGAGCUGGCAUAGAGAUAGCUGGCACUGGGAGGGGACUGGCACAGACUGGGCAAUGGGAGACAGGCUGUGAGACUGGCAUAGACUGGGCAAUGGGAGACAGGCUGUGAGACUGGCACAGACUGGGCAAUGGGAGACAGGCUGUGAGACUGGCAUAGACUGGGCAAUGGGGGACAGGCUGUGAGACUGGCACAGAAUGGGCAAUGGGAGUCAGGCUGUGAGACUGGCAUAGACUGGGCAAUGGGGGACAGGCUGUGAGACUGGCACAGAAUGGGCAAUGGGAGUCAGGCUGUGAGACUGGCACAGAAUGGGCAAUGGGAGACAGGCUGUGAGACUGGCACAGAAUGGGCAAUGGGAGACAGGCUGUGAGACUGGCACAGAAUGGGCAAUGGGAGACAGGCUGUGAGACUGGCACACACUGGGCAAUGGGAGUCAGGCUGUGAGACUGGCACAGACUGGGCAAUGGGAGACAGGCUGUGAGACUGGCAUAGAAUGGGCAAUGGGAGUCAGGCUGUGAGACUGGCACAGACUGGGCAAUGGGAGACAGGCUGUGAGACUGGGCAGUGGGAGUCAGGCUGUGAGACUGGCACAGACCUUGGAAAUGGGAGACAGGCUGUGAGACUGGCACAGAAUGGGCAAUGGGAGUCAGACCGUGAGAUGGGUACUGGCAUAUACUGGGCAAUGGGAGACAGGCUGUGAGAUGGAGACUGGCACAGACUGGGGAAUGGGCAAUGUGAGUCAGGAAUGUGAGAUGGGGACUGGCACAGGCUGGGCAAUGGGAGACAGGCUGUGAGAUGGAGACUGGGGAAUGGGAGUCCGGCUGUGAGAUGGAGAUUGGCAUAGACUGGGCAAUGGGAGUCAGGCUGUGAGAUGGGGACUGGCAUAGACUGGGCAAUAGGAGACAGGCUGUGAGAUAUAGACUGGCACAGAAUGCGUAAUGGGAGACAAGCUGGGAGACUGGCACAGACUGGGUAAUGGGAGACAUGCUGUGAGAUGGAAACUGGCACAGAAUGGGCAAUGGGAGACAGGCUGUGAUAUGGAGACUGGCACAGACUGGGCAAUGGAAGACAGGCUGUGAGAUGGAGACUGGCACAGACGGGCAAUGGAAGACAGGCUGUGAGACUGGCACAGAAUGGGCAAUGGGAGUCAAGCUGUGAGAUGGGUACUGGUCAAUGGGAGUCAGGCUGUGAGAUGGAGACUGACAUAGAUUGGGGAGUAGGAGACAGGCUGUGAGAUGGAGACUGGCAUAGAAUGGGCAGUAGGAGACAGGCUGUGAGAUGGGGACUGACAGGCGUCCUUGCAUAGAAUGGGCCUGGCCUUGAGAGGCAUCUCUGAGCGCUGCCUGUCCCUGAGAGGCGUCUCUGAGCACUAAUAAAUUCAGCACUGGUACCUGGCGUUCAGUGGGCGGACUAGAUGCCAGGAAUGGAGACAGAUAGGCAGAGACCAUUGUCCAUUCAACCAGCGCAGAUUAUAGUGAGGAUAUUGCUUUAUUUCCUGUUCAGAAUGUGUUAAAAGAUUGUCAGAAAAGCUGGGCACUCUGUCAUCCAUUCUGAGUAUUAACAGGGUUUCUAGUGACCUGUCAGGUGGCAGGGUGCGCCAAGCCCACUGUACAGGUGGUUAAGCUCAUUAUUGGGUUGUAGAUCAUGUGGGUAGAAAAUUACUUAGUGCUUGUCCUACGUCUGUCUUUGCCCAAACAAGGGACAGCUGACUGCGAUCUAACAUUGAUAAUUUGCUGCACAACAUGUUAUUCUAGGUGAUCCUAUGGAAAGGGGGUUCUUUAACCCCUUAAGGACACAUGACAUGUGUGACAUGUCAUGAUUCCCUUUUAUUCCAGAAGUUUGGUCCUUAAGGGGUUAAAUGGGUAUUCUUCCAUGUUAGAAAUGAGAAAAGCAGGCAGCGGUCUCAAAAUAUACUUUCGCUAAUAAUUAUAAACAUACACAAUCUCAUGGAGAGGUAAUAAUGUGUGUGUCAGGAAGGGGUUAAGAAGCCUUAUUUACUUGGCAACAAACAUUUAUUUUUCAUUGCUUUUGGCAUGGUGACAUAUGGCUUCCUUAGAAUUAUUCUAGCCUUGGGAAAAUGAGGAAAUUCCAUUUUAUUUAAAGACAGUUCUUCCUUUCCAGUAAUCACUAUAAUUCUCCACUCUGUCAUGUCCAGGGCGAUGACGUCUGCUGAUAAACACCAUAUUAGAGAACGUGGAGUCUGAAUACCAUCUAUAGCUCUGCGUUCACCCUCACUGCGCCGUUAUCGCCAUGGAUUUAAAACAAACUGUCAUAGUGUGCUCAGGACUAGGACAGCCAAGAAUUAAAAGUAAAUAAAUGACUAGCCAAUACUAACUUGUGUCGGGGAAUAAUAUCAGAAGUGACCGUUUUAAAGAGCCAGUUGUUUAAAGGAGCACUAUAGGGUCAGGAACACUGGCCCCCUCUUGCCUCCAUAAAUAUAGUAAAAUCUUACUUGUAUUCAGGCCUGAAGCUGCUGGCUCUGCCUCAGACCUGUGAGCUGUCUGCUGAUAUCAUCAGAAAUGUUAUUCUGAGCCAAUCGUAAUGCUUCUCUAUAGGAUUGGCUGCACAAUUCAAACACAGCCCUGGCCAAUCAGCAUCUCCUCAUAGAGAUGAAUUGAAUCAAUGUAUCUCUAUGAGGAAAGCUCAGUGUCUGCAUGCAGAGGGAGGAAAUACUGAAUGUUGUGAUGCACACAAGGCAAGACUGAAAUAGGAAGCGGCUCUAGCAGCCAUCUGAGGAGUGGCCACUGAAGUUAUCACUAGGCUGUAAUGUAAACACUGCAUUUUCUACGAAAAGACAGUGUUUACAGCAAAAAGUCUGAAGGUAAUGAUUCAACUCACCAGAACAAAUUAAAUAGGCUGUAGUUGUUCUGGUGACUAUAGUGUCCAUUUAAUACAAGAGUAACCAGGACAAAGCAGUCAAUAUGUAUCAAAGUGUCAUAUUCCACAAUGAAAGCUUCAGAGAUCCUUUAAUUUAACAACAAACUACCUUCUAAAAUGUGUGCCCCCUGUAGAUGUUUUCGGAUAGAUUGGGGAGUGUGCCUCUGCCUUGGGGCGCUGAAAGAAGUUGUCUACGAUUUUAUAAUUCUAAAAGAUGUUUUAGUAUCACGUUUCUCACAUAUUUUUGUUGUUGUUUAUUUAGAUUUCUAUAGAUGUAUAUAAUUGUUGAAUUUCUACUUUUUAUAUAAAAAUAGUUAAACUUAUAAUAAUGCUGACUUUUGGAGCAUGUUUGCUAUCUGGCUGUUCUAAAAAUGUUAAUUCAUUUUGAAUUCCUGACAAUUCUCACUUGAACGAAUAACGCCGACAUUAUUUUAUAAACCAGACGUACAUGUGGUCCCAAAAAUCAGCAAUGUUACUUUACACGGGUUCAGUUAAUAUAUGAAUCUUGCUUAAAUUACUCAGAUUUGGGAUAACACUGUUGUUUCACAGAUAUAAAGAAAAAUCCUGCCUUGUGACAAAUCACAUGGUCUCAAAAAACAUGGCCGCAGGGCACCGUGCGAGCUUAAAGACUGUUCGUAUUCAAUAUAUUCAUCUAAUAAAUGCACAAUGAGGCCUUUUACUCAGAGUGUCUGCACCGAGCACGUGAUUUCACUUUUACACACUAUUUUGCAGAACGUAACAAACAAAUUGCAAUGUUUUGAGGAAGUAAAUCUUCCCAGUCACAGGGUUUGUCAGCACUCUUGUUUAAUUUCUAUUACAAAAAGCCGGAAUGUACAGGAAAGACACAAACAUAAUUCUUGGUAAUAGUAGAUUGUAGUUUGCAGUCUGUCACUUUGAGAUCUUAGAUCUGAGAUCGCAUCACAUUGAGAAGUGUUGCCAUUGUAAUUAACCGUAACAUCCAUUAGGAAACUCCACUGUGUUGCAAGAAUCAUUUAUUGUAAGUGUGACCUACAGUUGGGGUCAAGUGUGAACAUGUCCUUAGAACAUGCAUUGCUGAGUCUUCCAUGUUUAAAAUGGCAGCUUAGGGCGCUGAGUUCACCAUGCCUUGCUGAGGCCUCCAUGUUUAUAAUGGCAGCUCAGGGCGCGGAGUUCACCAUGCCUUGCUGAGGCCUCCAUGUUUAUAAUGGCAGCUCAGGGCGCGGAGUUCACCAUGCCUUGCUGAUGCCUCCAUGUUUAUAAUGGCAGCUCAGGGCGCGUAGUUCACCAUGACUUGCUGAGGCCUCCAUGUUUAUAAUGGCAGCUCAGGGCGCUGAGUUCAACAUGCCUUGCUGAGUCUUCCAUAUUUAAAAUGGCAGCUCAGGGCGCUGAGUUCACCAUGACUUGCUGAGGCCUCCAUGUUUAUAAUGGCAGCUCAGGGCGCGGAGUUCACCAUGCCUUGCUGGGUCUUCCAUGUUUAAAAUGGCAGCUCAGGGCGCUGAGUUCAACAUGCCUUGCUGAGUCUUCAUGUUUAAAAUGGCAGCUCAGGGCGCUGAGUUCAACAUGCCUUGCUGGGUCUUCCAUAUUUAAAAUGGCAGCUCAGGGCACGGAGUUCACCAUGCCUUGCUGAGUCUUCAUGUUUAAAAUGGCAGCUCAGGGCGCGGAGUUCACCAUGCCUUGCUGGGUCUUCCAUAUUUAAAAUGGCAGCACAGGGCGCUGAGUUCAACAUGCCUUGCUGGGUCUUCCAUAUUUAAAAUGGCAGCUCAGGGUGCUGAGUUCACGGUUAACCCUGCAGAGGGUUCUGCUGCAGAGUACAGCUGUCUGUUCCCAUUGUGCAGUUACAAUGUUUAUUAUUUUUUUCUUUAUUAAUAAUUAUCAGAGGGGUUCGGUUGAAGAUAACGUGGUACUGCUGCACGCAUGACAUCAGUGUGUUACAGCAUGCGAGUCGGGAAGUAGCAUUUUCUGCUCUUAUAACCAGAGAGCUAAGGGGCAUGGCUUCAAGCUGUGCUUCCAAGCCUUCUUUUUAGUUUAAUAUUGGGUUUGGGUGGGUAGGACACAGUGGCUAUAACUGAAAGCACGAUAACAACUUCAAUAAGGUGAAUUUGUGUAAGUUCCGUUAACACCUGGACACUUUGCUGUGAUGUGCUUAUUGUCCACAUGGGGGCAGACUACACAUUUCAAAUAUCACACCUGAUACUUAGCCAGUGUUGCCAAAUCCACCUUAUGUUGUUGGAAUGGUAUUAAUUCGUGCUGAUGGGAAGGACUUGAAAUGUGUUGCCUUGCUGUAUGUAGAAUUCACAUGCUGGAGUCUUCCUUGUUGACUAUUGAAUUGAUUUAAACCAGGGGUGCCCAAAAGGUAGAACCCAAAAUGUUGUAGAACUACAGCUCCCAUGGUGCUUUGUCACACUAAAGCAUUUUAAAGGCAUGCAGCUUUGCUAUUAGAAAUGAUGAGAAGGUGAUUGGCUUUCAGGUCUUAUCUACUUCCCAGUGUGAGCAGACUCGCUGCAGAAACUCGGAGGGCCUUCAAAACCGAAUAUCUUUUAUCUUCUAUGUCAUUUGUUUUCAUUUUUGAAUAUUUUAGAUAUGUCUGCUAUCCCUUUAAGAGCUGAGUGAGUACUAGUUUUUGUUACAUUGAUUCCCCAUGUUCUAGCAGUGUUUGUUCUGGAGAAUAAAGGGUGAUCCGUAUAAUAACCGCAGCCGGCUUUGGGCUAUUGGUUGCCCGAAGCUUCUAGCUGAGAUCCUGCUGCUAAGAUCACCUGCUCACUGUUGGGUUCAUUUAGAAUUGUAAUUCAAUAUGUGAUUUAAUUCAGGGCCUUCCUGAAUGUCAGGCUGGCUGAGUACACCUAUAACAAUGGGCGUCUGUCACUGAGCCAAGUUCUCCCACAGCCUUGGCUAUAAUUCACAUUGAUUCGCAGGUAUUCGGGUCAUAAGUUUCCUGCGUCCUUCUGCUAUCAUUUUAGAAUCUGAUUUUACUUCUCAUAUAUUUUUAGUUUGUUUUGUGUAUUUUUUCUUAAUUUUGUUGCCAUUGUAUAACCUUUUAUAGUGCCAUGACAAUGCGUUGAAGAGGCACCCUGCAUUGGUUGUAAAAUCCAGUAAGACUGGUUUAACUGCGGAAGCCAGAUCUCACUAUCUGAGCACUGGAUCAGCCACAUGUUCUGUGAAGUGAUAAUGGGAUUGUUUAAACUUUGCUUUUAGCUUUGUUACAUCCUGCUUCUUGUAAAUCUAAUAUUGUUCAGUAGUGAAACGAUAUUACUGAUAUUUGCUGCUGUUUCACUUGCCUUAGUGAAGUCCAUUUAUAUCAUAAUAGUAGCUAAAAAUAUUGGCUUAAAAUAUUAGAUUGUCACCACAGUGGAAUUUAAAGGGAUACUUGAGGUACCAUAGCCACUACAGUAGCCAAUGAGCUAAGCCAGGGUUCCUAAAUGGUAGAUCCCCAGAUAUUUUAAAACUACAGCUUCCAUAAUGCUUUGUGCUUCUAAAGGCAUACAAAGCAUCAUGGGGGUUGCAGUUCUAUAACAUCUGGAGAUCUACCUUUUGAGCACCCCUGAGCUAAGCACUAAAAUGCCAGAAUUGGUAAAUAGGAGGCAGCUUGUGGUGCAAGGUAAGAAGCCAACCCCCUGCUAGUCUCGCUUUGAUAAUAAAGAUUUGGAUAUAUUCAUAGGGAUCUUUUUGUCACGUGUGAUGCUUGGAAUUUGGACCUGUAGCCACCUCUCGUUAUCCUUUGUUUUGUGUUACCUGUUCCAGCUGUUUAAGUUGCUCUCGUUAUUUCUGGUCCUUUCCAGAAGGGAAAUUCCUGAUUUGUGUCACAUCCUAUAAAAAAAGUUGCCAAAAACCUGCAGUGGUUAUGGUGUCCAUUGAAGCCAAACGAUUUUCCCCCACUAAAAUAGGAAAAGUAGCGAAGGUGGGAAAUUUACCCGAGAUGAAGACCUUUUCAGAUUUAGCUAUCGCUGUGCUGUCUCAAGGACAUUUCCUUGAGGUUCCCGAAUGGGAGACAAUCGGGAACAAAAUUGUGGUAUGAUGACGGAGUUGGAAAGAAGCCGAAUUUGUAUUUUUUUUUUUUUUUUUUGCUUCAGUUCAGAUAUCUACUACAGAUCUGUAUCUAAAUAACCUUGGCAGCCUGCCCCCUGCUAUGAUACAAACACAUUCCUGACUCUGUAGUGUUAAAAUCACCAUUUAGCUCACCCCCCACCCCAUACCACACUAAAUAUUGUAAAAUCUUACUUGUAUUCCAGUCUGCUUCUGGCUCUGCCCCUGUUCUGCCUGCUUGGCUGACAUCAUCAGAAGUCGUAGUCUGAGCCAAUCACAGAUCUUCCCCAUAGGAUUGGCUGGGGAUCAGGGGCAGAACCAGCACAAGUCAAACACAGCCCUGGCCAAUCAGCCUCUCCUUAUAGAGCUAUAUUGAAUCCGUGCAUCUCUAUGAGGAAAGUUCAGUGACUCCAUGCAGGGUGUGCAGCACUACCCCGGGAAGUACCUCUAGCAGCCAUCUGAGGAGUGGCCAGUGGAGGUGUCCCUAGGCUGUAAUGUAAACACUCAUACACACUGCACAUUACUGUGUGUUAUUCCUGGGGAGCUCUGUGAUACACUCGUACACACUGCACAUUACUGUGAUGUUUAUUGGAUUGGAGCUCUGUGAUACACUCAUACACAUUGUACAUUAUUGUGAGUUUUAUUAGAUUGGAGCUCUGUGAUUGUCUUACACUCUGCAUGUUACUGUGAGUUUUGUUUCUCUGUACCUUUGCAAUAUAUACUCUACACAUACUGAUCGCCUGCAGACUUUGCUUAGUGGAGUCCUAUCAAACUAGUUUAAUUUAAUUUUUUAACGCUGGAGUCACAAUUAAUAUUUGUUUUAUGUGUUUAUACAAACCCGUAUCCUGGUUCUUUUCACUUGCACUUAAUCUCCUCUGCUGGAAAGUGCUCUCUGUACAGGUGUUUGGGAAGAAGUGUAUCUUAUUUAUUCAUUAAUCAGCAUAUUACGUGUUUUUUACGCGGUUAGAUGCAGGUAGUCCGUGGCAGCUCUCCUGCUCUGUGAGAUCUAUUGAACACGUCACACAGCAUGCUUCCGACAACUGCAAAUUCACUGAUAAUUAAUUGGUUUCAGAGGGUGUUUUAUUUUCUCUGCCACAGAGGCGUUCAGUCACACUUUGCCUGUGAAUGGAAUUGAAUCAGACUGGACGGCGCAUGUCCUGACUACCUCAAUUCAAUACGUAAUGCUCAGAUCUCAACUUGAAAAUUGCGACAUCCUCAUCGCGUUUUAUUAAUGCAGAACAGACACGCAGAUAGUACCAGGACUGCUUUAUAUAGUAAAAUAGUGACGUUUACGGUCGUCAUAACAACCUAUCGCAGACCCUAUUUUGAUGCAGAAUUAUCUAUUAAUAAUGUACUUUCUUAUAAAUGUUUACCGUUUCACCGACAAAUGUUUGUGCAUCUACUUUUAUUUGGCAUUGAAAACCAAAGAGAAGAGUUACUUGUGCACAUUUAAAUAAACGGAGGUUAUUUAGUAACUCCAAUGGCCAUUUUAGUGUAAGCUCACCGGCCACGUCAAGGCAAACCUCAAAGGGGAGUCCUACGUUUAACAAUUCACCUUGCUUGCUUCAGCUUCUGAGAAACAUCUGAGACAGAGAGGGGUAUUUUCCUAAACCCCUACAUGCUUAUUAACCCUUGAUAAGGAGCACAUGGGGUGGGCGGCAGCAUUGUAACAUAGCGAUAUAAAUACUCAAAAAUAAGUCCUGCGCUCAGACUCCCGUUACGCCUGGGCGGCAGCAAUGACUAUAGUACACAUCUGCCCCAAUACAAUUGUAAAGCAUUGCAAAACAAAAUUUGGUCCAUGAAUCCCUCCAUACUAAUCUUUUAUAUCCCUGAAAUGAUUUUAGGCUGGGUGAGAUCAAAAACAGGUAUUUACUUUCAUGGAACCCCAUUAAAUUGACUGAAAAACACAGUACCACCCCUCCCUUCCCCCCAAACCCCUGCACUGUAAGGGAAGUUUAAAAAAAUAUGUCAUUGCAUUCUAACAGUCAAAGUUGGGAAGCACAGAAGGAGGUUUCUGAUAAAACUCAGAACGAUACAGAGAUUAAAAGAACACUAUAGGGUCAGGAACACAAACCUGUAUUCCUGAUCAUAUAGUGUUAAAACCACCAUCUAGCCUUCCUUGCCCCCCUAAAUAUAGUAAAAUCUUACCUUUAUUCCAGUCUGCUGGCUCUGCCUGUGAUCUGCGUGCUUGGCUGACAUCAUCAGAAGUGUUUCUCUCAGCAAAUCACAAUGCUUUCCCACAGGAUUGGCUGAGACUGAAGGAGACAGAUCAGGGGCAGACCCAAACACAGCAUCUCCUCAUAGAGAUUAAUUAAAUUAAUGCCUCUGUACAAGGAACGUUCAGUGUCUUCAUGCAGAGGGUGGAGAUGCUGUCAGUCACACUGUGCAGCACUGCCCCAGGAAGCACCUCUAGUAGCCAUCUGAGGAGUGGCCAGUGGAGGUAUCCCUGGGCUGUAAUGUAAACACUGCAUUUUCUCUGGAAACACAUUUACAGCCAGAAAGCCUGAAGGGAAUGAUUAUACUCACCAGAACAAAUGCAAUCAGCGGUAGUUGUUCUGGUGACUAUGGUGUCCCUUGAACUGCAUGUUGCUGUAGCAUUUUGCAAAUUCCUGUAUUUUACAAAGAUCCUGAAGCUACCUUAAUUUUUUUUUCCGAGAAGGUUUUCACAUUUAACGUCAUCACAAUUUGCAGGAGACUUCACAGAAUCUACCAUCCUCCAAAGCUCUGGAUUACUUUAAUCUCAAACUAGAAUCUCUUGGACGUGAACUGUCUCAGUUGUUCCUGAGUUAACUCUAGGCAGCGACUAUUUUUAGAGUUGAUUAAAUGAAAAAAUAGCAGAUACCGCCAAUAGUAAAAGUUCCGUUAAAACUUAAAGAGUUAUUCCAACCACCAUGAUUUUAGUGGUUACGGUGGUAGGAGUGUGUAUAUUCAGUGUUUCAGCUUGAUACACUGCACAUACUGAGUUAUUGGCACUUUUUUUUUCUGGUGGCUAGCUGCACCCCCAACAUGUGUUUUUUUUUUUUUUCCCCUUCUCCUUUUUCGCUGUUUUUGGAACCAUCACGUGAUAUUAUUUACCCCAUAUUUCAAUAGAAGUGUCCAAUAUGGACUGUGCAUACGGGCUAUUAUUUGAAAUACUCGUCUUUUCUAUUUUUGAAUUUCCAUUUUUGCUGGCCCUCCUGGCACAAUCAGAACAUGGCUUGUCAUUUAUUCCCCACAGUGCCGUGCACACAUACAGUAUAUCAGAGGACGAUACCCAACCCACCAUGGUGCGAGUGUGAUGGGGUUGCUAGACUGGCCUUAAAAGUUACUAGCCACUCCAAGCCUUGAGGAUCCAUGGCACACUCACCAGGGGUGCUAGUAGUGAGAGGGAAUUGUGUGCUCUGAUACAUAAUGUAAAAAAUACAGAGAACAUUCUAUACAAUACGUAAUCUAUAAAAGUAAAACUCUGUAUUAUUAAUCCUUGCUUUGCCGCUAACAAUCGGCAGAUUAAUGUCAACCUUUGCAGCACUGCCAGGAGGAUUUUAAUGUGUUUGUCAGCCGCUGCUGAAUAGGUUAAACUGUCUCUGUCUUAAUGGAAAAACCUGUUUAGGAGCUGGCGAGCCUCCUUGUAUUACCAAGCUCCUAUGUGGCUGUUUUGCAGGGGUGGGAGGGGUUAUUGUAAAUUCCUAAUGAGUGCCUCUGUUAUUUGUCACUGUGCGUACCUACCUGCCUGCAGGGACAGUCACCUGUUACAGGGAACACUGACUGGUGGACGGGAAAAGAGAAACUGCUGGCUUCGUGCAGAAAAAGGGCUUUAAAUGAGGAACAGCUGACCUCCAGAAAGGUGAGGGCCAAAGGGUACAGGUAAUAGGAGCUGGUGUAACCUAAUCCUGCAGGUUUUACCAGGUUAUAUAGGUGUCUGUACAAUGAGCUGAUAGACUUCAGCCGUGGAUAAUACGGAUCACAGCACUGACUGCUGUUAUAUAACAGGUUAAUAUCCCCCAAACUGGUAAAUUAGAACCUUGCUGGAUGUAUCAGGGCUGCAGGAAUGUUGGGGGCAGUCUAAUGAUCCCUUUAAUUCUAUGUGCGUUUUUGUGGUUUUCCCCUCUGUGGAGUCUUUAUAGAGUAUUUAAUGGUGUUGGUGCUGCAUACAUUUGCAUCAGUGCCUUUUCUAAGAUGGGGUUCCUAUAGCAGGCUGGCAGGAACAGGUGGAGGGACCCUGUAGCAUUCUGCCGAAACCUUUCAAGAACCCCUAGACGAGCUGUUAAAUCCCUUUCACAUCUACCGUAUGUGUCCUCUGGGUCCCCCAGACAAUUUUGAAUUCACCUGUGUGAGGUAAUUAUAUUCGUGGAUAAAAUGCCUGAGGAAUUGGCGUAGAUUGUGAGCUCCAUAGGGUUAAUAUUCCCUGCUGUCUAACAUCCUAGGUGUGGGAUCUACCACUUCGAAGUGACGCCUCUCUGGGUGGCUGACAUUUUCUUUGCACUGUGGGUUUGUCUGUUUGAGAAUUGGGACGACGAUCUGCUUGUACUCUUUGUAUUGAUGAUUAAUGGGACUGAGAAGUUUUCGCGUCUUACUGUGCAUGUAAAGCUGUGCUAACCAUUUGUGCACUUGAAAUUUGUUCUUCAAAAUCCUAAAAAAAAGUACCCGUUGGUUAGAAGUAAUGAUAAAUUGAAAUGUGUGAUUUAGUGAAACGUUUAUAUUCUGUGGAUGUAAUGGAGUUUGUGUUGUAAUAAUUUCUCAUUCCUUUCCUGUUUGCCUCUGCCGUGUAACCCUGUGUUACGAUCCGGCGAGGCAUAGCAGGAGAUCUUGUGGGAACCUGGGAUACAAGACGUGUUUCUUAAUGGUAUAGAGAUUAGGUGUUAACUGGUGAAUUUUGAAAAAAAGAAAAACAAUAUCCCAGACGUCCCCUUCAAUGGAGAUGGGUAUAUGGGAAUUAGUACAACCUAAAAUAGAUUAGUAGCGACAAAAAAUAAAAACACCUUUUUGAAUGAGAUACAGACGAUCGCUCUGUGUUCCCCAAUCACCCAGGUUCUGCUUGGUAGUAGGGUAUCCCUCUUAGGUUGAAUGCUUCAUGUACCCCUUAUCGGUCUCGUAGGGCUGAUACCCCAUUACCCGGUAUGCCGACAUUUGUUUCCUAUUUAGGACCCUCUACUAGAUAUAGUAGCUCUACGCUUUUAGAUUCAAUUUAUUUAUUUAUUUAUAAAAUAUUUUACCAGGAAAGAUACAUUGAGAUUUCUCUCGUUUUUAAGUAUGUCCUGGUUUUUUUAUUUUUUGCUACUAAUCUAUUUCAUGUUGUACUAAUUCCCAUACACCCACCUCCAUUGGAGGGGAAGUCAGGGAUAUUUUUUUUAAAACAUUUCUAGUAAUUAGGGUUACUCCCUGUUAUGCUAGUACUACCAGGUGACCCCUUCUUAACUAGUGGAUAGGGUUAUAGGUCUCCCCUAGCCUAUGUACUUUGUAUGGUGGAAGAUUUUUUGACCUAUCCCAGGGUUAAUAUCUUAAAAGCUGUUACUAACUGGUGAAUUUACCCUAUAGGCCAGCCUUGUUACUCAGUGGGUACAGUCAGUUUUUGUUUGACGGACACAGAUGCCCGGGAAUGUUUGUUACAUCUUUGACCCCCUUACGAGGCACGCUAUGCACACAGUGAAAAUAACCAUUUCCCCCAAAAAAAUACUCAAAAAUAUGAAAUUUUGAGUCAUUUGAAUCUCUGGUUUUCUUGACAAAAUGCUAAUUUCAUCAUUAACUUUGGGCCAUCAAAGCUGAGUGCAUUGACUUCUCGGACACCUGUACUGCCGAAUGAUGGUGGGCCACGGGAUUCCCAAUGCCGUGAUUGGCCCACCAUUUCCACUGCGAGAUUCCCAAACUGGAAAAACGCCCGUUUUGUUUGACCAUUGAUGGCCAAGUCCAAAAAUUACCUUCAUAUAAUCACAAGAUAAAAAAUUAUACAUUUAUUUUUGUUUCCCAUUGGCUGCUAUAUAUAUCUGUUUCUGCUUUAGAUUGCAAUGUGACUAGCUGCAGAUUUUCUGUUCUUUGCACUUUUUUGUUUUGAAAUGUGUUAUUUCAAUAAAUCUUGUUGUAAGACAUCUCAAAGGAAGUCCAACUAGGCAGAAAGAGCUACAUAGAUCAUUACUCGUAUGGCUUGUUUUUCGUCUGUCCUAUUUUACUAGCCAGAUUUACAAGUUACUAGCCAUGGCAGGACUACAUUUUUACUCUGCAAUGACUAGUAGACGGGUGGAAAUUUUGAGCCAUAUGUACAGACAAAUUACCUCCAAAUGUCCAGAUGGUGAAGGCUGUGUGUUGUGGGAAUGUUAACUACAUUUUAUUUUUAUUUUAUGCAAUGACUAAAGUGCUAGCUAUUGAAGUGUUGACUGGUGUGAGGUGUGCAGCAGAAGAUAAUUGUGCCAUCAUCUUAGCAGGAUGCCCCACAAUGCAGUGCAUGUUUACAAUAUCAUAAGGAUACCAGAGAUUUGCAUAGUGUGCCAGGCUAUGCCACUGUAGCGUUGUAUCAAUCAACAUUUUAUAACCAUGGUAUUUGGAAAAACAAAUGCUACAAAUCACUGCUACAUUAUUUCAGAUAAUCAGAUAUUUUUUCAUGUUUAGGUAGCAUACCGAUCAUAUUGUGUUUAUUAUAAGGCUGGGGCAGGAUACCAUUAAAUAAUGUUGUACGAUGGAGACUUUUAAUUUAGAAUCUGCUUUUUAGUACGGCAUUUCUAAACUCUGGAUGGCUACCAUUAGAACUGCGAACCAUGUGAUACCUUGUAAUUUAGAACGUGAAAUAUAGAACCCCAGCUGUCCGCUACACCGGGUGCUUUGCAUUCUGAAAUUGUUAGUGUGACGUAAUCAUGGAGGGGUAGUGCUGUAAUCCAGCCCUUUUGUAAAUCAUAGAGUUUGAAUGGAAAGACCUGUUUUCCCAGGUGCGCAGUGAAAGUCCAUGUUCCCAUAUCGUUAUAAUUGUACGACAGCGGCCAAAUAAACAUCCUCUCCUGUUUGAUGAAUAAAGGGUGUUUGUUUGUGCAACUCAUUAACUCCUGGGUUGUUAAACAUACACAGCAUGUAUUACAGAACCCACAGACGCAGAACAUGUGUUAAUAAUUCCUUAGACCCUUGGUAAAUAGGACCUCACUGUUUGUGUUUAACCCAUAUGAUGUAUAAUGUGCUAGGAAAACCCAAACCGAGAUAUUACAGAUUGUCAAGAUCUAAUGGGAUUUUAUCGACUCCUUGUUAAAUCGGGAUUUUUUUUUUUUAUAUAUUUGUCCAGGUAUGUCGUUUAACAAAAAUUAGUGAUACGGAAGAAAAGUAAAAUAAUUUAAAUUGGAAAAUUUUAUAAAUGGUUUUUUUUUGGAUUCUUCCAUUGGGAUUUAUUCCCUUAUCCAUGAAUUUUAUAGAAUUGACAAAUGAAUUUAAAAUGUUCAACUGCAAUAUCGCCUGGUUAAAAUCACUGCCUUAAAACUGCGAAACCCAGAUUCGGAUCCCAGUUGGACCACCUCACUAAUAAGUGUCUUUGGGAAUGAAACCCAGCGACCACAUUAAAAAUACCUGCCUAAUAUCGUGUAGGUCCCCUCGUGCUACCAAAACGUCUUUAAAGCAUUGAGGUGUCCUGUGAUAUCUGGCACGUAGACAUUAGCAGCAGACAACCUCCAAGUCCUGCAAGCUACGAGGUGGGGCCUCCAUGGAUCUGAUUUGUUGUUCCAGCACAUCCUAUAAAUGCUCAAUCAGAUUGAGAUCUGGGUAAUUUGGAUUUCAAGGUAUGGCACUGUGCAUUAUCCUGCUGAAAGAGGCCUCUAGCAUCAGGGUUCAUUAUUGCCAAGAUGAGGUACAUGUGGCCUCCAACAUCUGUAGGCAGGUUGUACGGGUCAAAGUAACAUUCACAUGAAUGCCAGGACUCAAGGUUUCCAAGCAGAACAUUGCCCAGAGAAUAACACUGCGUUCUUCCCAUAGUGCAUCUUGCUGCCAUCUCUUUACCAGGUAAACGACCGCACACGCAGCCAGCCAUCCUCCUGAUCUAAAAGAAAACGUGAUUCAUCAGACCAGUCAACUUUGUUCUAUGGCUCAGUCUUGACACUCUUUGCCAGGGGUCAUCGCGGGCCCAUACUCUGCAAAUUGUGAUGCACUGUCUGUUCUGACACCUUUCUAUCAUUGCCAGCAGUAAGUUUUUCAGCAAUUUGAGCUACAGUAUCUCUUCUUUGUGAUCGUACCAGACAGCUAGCCUUCACUCCCCACAUGCAUCAAUGAGCCUUGGGCGCCCAUUACCUUGAUGCUGGUUCACUGGUUGUCCUUCUUUUCACCACUUUUGGUAGGUAUUAACCACUGCAUACUGGAAACAUCCCACAAGAUUUGUCGUUUUGCAGAUGCUCUGACCCAAUUGUCUAACGAUCACUAUUUGACCAAAGUCACUCAGAUCUUUUCUCUUACCCAUUUUCCUGCUUUUAACACUUGAAAUUCAAGAACUGACAGUUCACUUGUUGCCUAAUUAACAGACGCCAUUGUAACGAUAUUGUAACGGAUCACCUGGCACCCCAACUGGGUACCUCCAUUGAAGGAUGCUCCUAGCGCUUCCUGAGGACUCCAAGCACUGCAGCAGACACCACAACCACCGAACUGGAGAAGCAUACAAAUGCUCUCAAGCAUUUGAAUGCUGUAAGCAGCUGAACAGGAAAAGCAUACAAUCAUCUUACACUCCUGGUAAUCAGCAUACAAUCCAAUUCCCCCAAUAACGAGACGACACUUCGUUUUGAGGGUCAAGCAGAAUCAGACAGAGCUGUUCUAAUAUACACAUUAGUACCACCCACAGGGUUUUGGAAAACAACCAAUAAACACAUACAAUACACUCAGACACUCCCACACAAAAUCCUCCCCUCUGCAUGUGAUUCAAUUACCUUACACAAUGGGUAAUGUAAUUAUCACAGCCAGAGAAAUACAGUUUUUCCACAUUAUUCAUAACUUGAAAAGUAUGCAGCACAUUCACAUUUUCACAAUCAGCAUACUCCAAAUACAAACAUAUGUCAAAAUCAUCCAAAUUGGUCCAUUGGUUCAAAAGAUAGAUCGAAGUCCUUUGUGACCAAAUGAAGCAUGGCUUUUCUGCCCAAAACCAGUUCCACAGAGUCUUCUAUCCUGGAGAUAAUUGGGAAGUAAUCCAAUUAUCUCCAAGGACAGAGUCAAAACUCCAUUAAGGACAUGGCAGUAAAAAGACAGUAAAAUACAAUAAAAUACACAAGGUUACAUUUAUUACAAAAAAUACAGACAUGCAACAUAUCCCCAGAUAGCCUAGGUCUGAGCGCAGAUUAUUACUGAAUGGCGCUCAGACCACACACCUACAGUUCAAUCGCCAUGGAGCCAAAGUCUUUUAUUACACAAAUAGGCUCCAUGGCAUAGCUAUCUGGGUUAAAUGAGUUAAUUCAGUAAAUCCGAGAAUUUACCGAACGCCAGGGCAGAAAUACAGGAAUAGACCUUUCUGCAUAGGAAAAUAAAGAAUUUAAAUGCCGGUCCCCAGUCAAAAGGGAGCAGGCGAGCAACCAGGCUUCUCCAGUGCACAGUGGCGAGGUUGGUUCCACCACAGAUAUAAUCAAUGUUAUUCACUUCAUAUGUCAGUGGUUUUAAUGUUGUGGAUAUAUCCUCCUAAAUUGUAAGCUCUUUUGAGCAGGGUAUUCUUCUUUUCCCUUUCUAGAAUUGUAAAGCGCGUUGGAAUAUGUUAGUAUUAUAUAAAUGCGGAUUGAAGGGGAAAAAUCAGCCUCCUUUUAUUUUAUUAAAAUUUGUAUUUAUUUUUUGCACUAAAAUUUGCAAUUCCCUUUUAGCAAUCUCCAGUUUAUCAGAUAAGCCAUUAUUUCUAAAGUACCUUGUGAACAUCCAUCUGAUUAAUAAACUCUGAAUCUGCGACAUGGGCACUGGUGGGGGGCCUCGGUGAACAAGCAUUAUAAAUGCUGCACAUCGAAAUAAUGUUCUCUUCACUGAUUUGCAAGAAAAAGACGGGGGUUAUCUUGUCAAUCUCUAGCAUUUAGUGUACUCUUCGUGAUACUUAAAAUAAAUACUAUGCUAUUCCAGAAAAUGCUCAGGGUCAGUUUGUUUGCUCCUCUGUUCUGGGUCAAGGUGACCCCAGCGAGAGAUUUGGAGCCAAUCAUUCCAUCAAACUGGGGAAUGAUUGGGAACAGUUGCCAUUCACGGGAAAUCAUUUUUUAAUUCUUUAUUUCAGAGAUCAGGGAGAUAAACAUUACAGACAAAUACAAUAGUCAACUUUACAACUUUCAGCUCCAAGACGAUGACCUGUUAUGAGGUUUAGUACAUAACAUAUAGUGCCGAUACAUAACUGGAAUAUCAUUAAGAGUCGAUUGCAUAUUUGUGUCUCUGUCCCCCGUCUCUAAGUUUCUGAACUCUUUUUAGAAAAAGGAGGCAAAUUCUCCUUCUCAAGGUCCGCAGCACCGUCUAUCUCAGGGUCGUUAUAUCUCCAUCUCACCCAUGAUACUCUUCCCACAUUUGCUACUCCUUGUUAAAUGUUGUCAUCGCGUUCCGUCCCCAAACUGAGAGUUUGAAAAUGAAUCGUUCCUAUUGGCCUUUCUGGCAUCAUUGUGGUUGUUUCGUUAAAGAUUUUCUAACAGUAUUUUGGGGUCUGUAGCUGAUGCUUUUAUUAUUUUCCAGCUCCCUUUUUUUAAACCUAUAAUUUGCCAUUUGUUUGUCAGUUCUCUACGAUGAGCAGUUUAAUGAAUCCCAUUAACCCAAUUUCUUUUGUGACCUAAAGUCCUUUGCUUCAUUUCCAGCCCUGCGACACGUAUUGUUUAGAAGACUUCCCUAAAUGAUUUACUGACACAGAUUCCUUCCCUAUCCUCCAUGACACAAACCAUACUGUGCAGCCAGAGCUAUAUGGUGUUACUGUGUAUCGAAGGCUUAUCUUCUGACGAUAACACCCUUCUAUUAAAGAGGAAAUGUCACAGCUCAGAGAGAGUUCCUCAUUCCAGGCCUGGGUGCACACUAUGACUAUUGGAGUGCUUAUAGGUUAAGGACUGCGGUGGAGGUAGAUCUAAAUAAUUCAUACCUCUGCCUUUGGGGUGCGGGCGAGGACACCAUUACAUGCUGCUCUGUGUAUGUGCAUGGAAAGGGCUGUAUGAGUGCAUGCGUUCCCCCCACAUUCCUUCAAUAGUGCCAUAAUCGUGCAUGCGCCCCCUGCAUUCCUUCCAUGGUGCCAUACUCCCGCAUGCGCCCCUGCAUUCCUUCCAUGGUGCCAUACUCCUGCAUGCACCCCCUGCAUUCCUUCCAUGGUGCCAUACUCAUGCAUGCACCCCCUGCAUUCCUUCAACAGUGCCAUAAUCCUGCAUGCACCCCCUGCAUUUCUUCCAUGGUGCCAUACUCCCGCAUGCACCCCUGCAUUCCUUCCAUAGUUCCAUACUCCCGCAUGCGCCCCUGCAUUCCUUCCAUGGUGCCAUACUCCAGCAUGCACCCCCUGCAUUCCUUCCAUGGUGCCAUACUCUCGCAUGCGCCCCCUGCAUUCCUUCCAUGGUGCCAUACUACCGCAUGCGCCCCCUGCAUUCCUUACAUGGUGCCAUACUCCCGCAUGCGCCCCUGCAUUCCUUCCAUGGUGCCAUACUCCCGCAUGCACCCCCUCAUUCCUUUCAUAGUGCCAUACUCCCGCAUGCGCCCCCUGCAUUCCUUCCAUGGUGCCAUACUCCAGCGUGCGUUUUUGGAUGGGGUAUUGGUUACUGUGAGUUCCCUUUAAGCAGUGUUUUCGGAUGGGAUAUUGGUUACUGUGAGUUCCCUUUAAGCAGUGUUUUUGAAUGGGAUAUUGCUAUCAGUUUGUGUCAGUGUGUUCCUCUGGACUUUAUCCCGGAUUACGGAAGUUGUCCUAUGAUGGCACAGUUUAUAACAGCUUGCAGGAAAUCAGUAACUUCUUGUUAAUAACCAGGAACGCGUGUUCAGUGUGAGCAGGGAUACAUUUACUGAGCAAUAAAUUGUCAGAAAAUGAAAAAACUGCUCAGGCCUCAAAGUGGAUUUCACAUGUAAGACCAGAAUAGCUGAACAGGAAAAGUUCCAGAUCAGCUACUUCAGCCUUAAUGUUAAAUUGACUUUGAAUUAUUGUAUGUAUUUAUUUUUUGUGUAAAAUGUUUAACUUAGUGAGUCUUCCCCUAACAUUUUAACUCUUUCGGAAAUCUCUUUUGCAGUUCUCCUGCCAUAAUUUCUACAAUGCAUGGCCUAUAAUUACUUGAAGAUGAAUAAUUUAUUAUCAGAGCAUGUAGAGAGGAUCACUGGCCUUUAAGAAUAACAUAAUUACAUAAUUAAACCUGCAUGGAACUGAUUAAAAUAGAGAUAAGGACAAGCUGCCAAGUGCACUGUGACCUGGGACUCUUAUGGCACCAGUUAAAAAAAAUAUUUAAAGGGACUCUCCCCUGUCCAGAUUAUAAAUAAAAUUACUAUUUAGUAGAUCUAUUCACAAUGAAAACAUCCAUGCAUUUAAUUAGGCAUUUUUUUCAUUGGGGGUAUAUAUAAAGCCAGUUUGUAAAAGCUGCAGAUCUCUUGUCUGCAGCCUUUGCAACCCCUCCCCUUCUAACCCCGCCCAGACUUUCUGUGGCUGUCCAAUCACAGACUUUUCAAUGCAGAUCAAUGAGAAGUCUUUGCAAGGUGGGGGUUUUGGGUAAUUGAUGUUGUUUGAGUUUAGCUUCACUGAGCUAUUCCAAACCAGGAAGUAACAUGAGUCUGUUUGAUAUUUCAGUGUUUGGAGGCCAUUUUAUCCUGCACUGUAAAUUGUGCAACCGGUCAUUAUAAAAUUGGGAUGGUUUACUUGCUCAUUGUAUUUUCCCCAUAAACGUACAAAAUCUCUCUCCCCCUCCCUUCCUCUAUACCACAUUUUAUUUUUUGAGGUUUUACUGAAAAGCAAUAAAGUGUACAUAAUAAUAAAAAAAAUACCCAUACAGUGCACAUUGCAGGCGAUCAGGAAGAGGGCCGAGGAAUUGCAUGCUGGGAAAUUAUUAUUUUUUUUACAUGUUGGUAAUGUCACUGCAACGUGUAGUUUAAAUAUCUGGAAGGGACAAUUCAGGCUGUCACAUUCCUUUCUUUUUUUUUUUUCUUUUUUUUUUACGUAUACAUAAUUUAUAAAAAAAUAAUGAUAUAUUCAAAAGCAAAUUGCUGAAAAAAAAUCAAAGGAUUUGCUGCAAAAAAACCCCCAAACCUUUGAAGCUUCUGCUGUGAGCUCUGCCUGGUCUAGGUUGUGACUCUGUCAGCCUUGCUUAAAUGAACACUUCACGCACCAUUACCACUGUAGCAUGUCUCCCAACAGUCCUGUUUUUCCGAGGGCAGUUCUGCUUUCCUGGUCCUGAGUUCUUCCACCGUGUUCCACUUUUGGGCGAUACGAGCAUGUCAUCAUUAGUCGUGCUCACGCGAUGUUCAAGGAGUUAGGACCCUGGAGAUAGGCAGUCAAGAUUGGCAGUCAGGCUGACCUGCCCCUCUCCCACUAGCAUCACAAUAUCUGCAAUGCUGAAGCUAGGAGGCUUGUUAUAGCCUGCUGUAGUAGUUUUGGUGCGAGGAAUGCCCUGGUACCCAUGCGGGAUACUAUUCUAACAGUUUGCAAAUGGUUUGCCAACCUCCCUGGGGCCCACUGAGUGCCCUAUUAUCUCUCUGUAGUGGAAACUGACAAUUGAACUAAAACUCCCAUAAGCCUAAGGCAUGGAGUUCCAGACAGCAGUAUUUUUGAAGCAAAAAAAACCCCCCACUUACUCUUGAGGUUAAUGAGACAAAACUAUAAAUAAAAAAACCCCCACAAAAGCAGAGAAACUAACAUGUUUAUUCAUUCCCCCUCGCUCUCUGAAUGCUCCCAUUUCCUCGCAGACUCUUUGUUAGUGGAAGGUGCAGGUCACUCAUUUUUAACCAUAUGUAGCAAGCCACUACACUUACCCAAAGCAGAGCUGAGACGGUCCAGUCAUGUCUGGAAUUUGACAGGACAGUCCUGGUUAUAUUAUCAUCUCCGGACUCUGUUCUGCAUUUUAAAAAUGUUAUCUGCCUGACCACCUAUUCCAGGGCCGUGCUCCAGUGGUGGCGGUGGAAGCUGGUGACCUAGCCGCAUUAUAAGCAGUGGGUAGAUCUAAAUGACUAGCGGCAGGCCUAUAAAUUAUAUGACUGUCAUAUGGCGGUGUGUUAGGGGUGUUGAAUAGUGGAAGGGGCUAAGGAAACUGUUAAGCGUGGUCUUCACGCCUGUAAAUUGAUUGAUAGCUCAGCUGCCAAGUAUUCUUGGACAUUUCUCAAAUGUAGGCACCUAUGGAUUUGUGUCUAGGGCCCGGGUCUGAAUGUUCACAGUGAAAUCGAAUUACUAAAAAAAUGUGUACAUCAUGGCCACCCAGACCACUGGAUCACACUGAAGUGGUCUGGUUGCAGUCCGUUUCAUUCUGCAAAGAGGAACAUUGCUGUUUUGUAGACUGUUUACAUUGCAGGGUUAAGUGCACCUCUAGCGGCUCGCAUACUGACAUCCAAUAGAGAAUCUUUUAUUGCACUGACAGUCUAAAACUCGUCACGUGACAUGGAAUCUUCAUGGCAAACAGGAGAGAGAACUUUAAUGCCACUAGGGACAGGAGCUCUACAGGUUUGUAGCCCUAACUACCGUGUUCCUAUAAGCCUAUUAACAUGCAUUGUGUUUUGUUCCGAUUUGGAAUAUUUAUUACUGAAAUCUCUGUAUGCAGUGCAAGGUGGUUUCUUGUCUUGCAUUGCGGCAUUGUCAUAAUGUCUUAAGGACACUUUGUAAAAUCGCUCUUAUGUCCCACAUACUUUAUGGCAUUAGUGGAACCUCCCACUCACAGUUUAUGGCAUUAGUGGAACGUCCCACAAACACUUUACGGCAUUAGUGGAACGUCCCAUGCACACUUUAUGGCAUUAGUGGAACGUCCAAUGCACACUUUAUGGCAUUAGUGGAACGUCCCACGCACACUUUAUGGCUUUAGUGGAACGUCCCACGCACACUUUAUGGCAUUAGUGUAAUGUCCCACACACUUUAUGGCAUUAGUGGAACGUCCCACACACACUUUAUGGCUUUAGUGGAACGUCCCACGCACACUUUAUGGCAUUAGUGGAACGUCCCACGCACACUUUAUGGCAUUAGUGGAACGUCCCACGCACACUUUAUGGCAUUAGUGGAACGUCCCACGCACACUUUAUGGCAUUAGUGGAACGUCCCACGCACUCUUUAUGGCAUUAGUGGAACGUCCCACGCACACUUUAUGGCUUUAGUGGAACGUCCCACGCACACUUUAUGGCUUUAGUGGAACGCCCCACGCACACUUUAGAUCUGUCUUGACACCGGGUACGUCGUUGUAGUCACUGUACGGAUACAAUGUCUGGUUGAUCUGCUCCUUGGGUGAAUUCAUGGAUUGUAAGCCCGUUUGAGCAGAUCCUUCACCUCUUGUCUUUGGUAAUUUUUGUAUGUCAGUUUCUUGUUGUCUAAUAUGUCAUUUCUAUAAUUGUAAAUUGCUGCGGAAUAUGUUGGCGCUAUAUAAAUAUUAAUGCUAUGGACACUCUGUAGCUGGCCUGGCUUACAGCGGUUACUGACUACAAACUGUGCCAUGUGGGUACGCUGUCUGUAUGAACAGCCUCUGAGUGGACACAGCGGUUAGCUGACUUAGAGCCGCUACUGAGAGGUUUCCUGACAUUUAUCCAUUGUGUUUGUAGUUGCAGAUAAAAGAACGCUCCUGGGAGACCAGCCAACCUUUAACUACGGCUCGCUGCCCGCCUUGAAGCCCAAAGUCUGCAUGGUGAGUGUUCUAUCUGUGUCUGUCUAGGAAUCUCUCCGUCCCUGUAUUUUAUUUAUUGAUCCAGUCAAUCUAACAUCCUAUACAGCCCCUGUACGGAAGACUGAUUCAGUUUGUAGAGAGUUUGACUUCUAGAGAGACGUCACAAUGAAACACCUGGGCUCUGGCAUUAAGCUCUGUUCCAUGAUGUAGAUUCUUCAUACUCUCCACGCUGCGUCUGUUCAAUCCUUGCGCCCCUCCAGUCUGUUACCAGUGUGAAAAUUAGUGCAGGGCCAGGUGAGGGCGGCAUCCAGGCCCCUUGGAUAAUGACUUACAGCACGGGAGUGUGUUAUUCUGUGUCCGUUUCCUGUAAUACCAGUAAAUCAUUUUAAAAUAACGUGUUCUUGGCGGGUCUUACUGUGUGUUCUAUUUCAAUUAUUCUUGCUUUGCCAGCACGUGGUAGGAAACGUAACGUAGACCAUGGUUAGAGGGGGCAGAGCUGGGUAAAUACUGCAUGCCCAAUUAUUUUUAAUGUUGCUCUUGAUAACAGUUUACUGACCAGAAUGUGAGCCAUUCUCGAAGUGAUAAUAUUAAUUGCACACUUGUUUUGGUGCAUAAAUCAGGCUCUUGCUGUCUCACUACACUGUUCUCUGCCAUUUAGGAGUUAAAUCACUUUGUUUAUGCUGCCCCAGCCACACCUCCCUGCAUGUGACUACUCAGCCUUUCUAAACACUUCCUGUAAAUCAUCAUCCGAUGUUUACCCUUCCUGUAUUGCAAAUUCUGUUUAAUUUAGAAAUUCUUUUUUUCUGCUCUUCUAGAGCCUGCAGGAACCUCCUGUGUGUGAUUAAAGUACAAUUAACAGCAGGAGACAAGAACUUAUAAAGUAAACACACUGUGCUGUGAAAUCUGAUUGAAAAUUAACCUUUUUUUCCCCUUUCAUGUGUGACUAGGGCUGCUUGGACGGAAACAAAUUGAUUUAACUCCUAAAUGGCAGAUAAUUAAGCAGUGAGACUGAAGGGGCAUGAUCUAUACACCAAAACUGCUUUAUUAAGCUAAACUUGUUUUGGUACUUAGAAAGUCCCUUUGACUACUUCCCUGCUGAACUUCCUCAUAAUUCAUUGCACAGUUUUUCAUUUUAUUUAAAAAUUUUGUCCUCUGAUGGCAGGUCAGAAAUCUAACAAGUGCAGUAAACCACCCUCUUGUGUUUAGAUUAUAACUUAAUAUGUUUCUUACUUCAUGAAAGGUUGUCAUGUCUGUGCCAGAGCUCACAUUGGGGUGUUUGUUUUGCACAAUUAUCCUUUCUUGAUGCUGAGGGUCAGCACAUGAAAAGAGCUGCCCUGCAGUUUGUAAUGUUCAGCGGCUGCAGCAGGGAAUCUGUUAAUCAGUCCUUUUCUAUUUUGAAUGCUUAGUGAUUGAGUUUUCUUCUUCAGCAUAUGAAUGCUUUGUACUGUAGGGCAUCACUUUUCAUGCAUUGUCUAACCUAUUGUGCCAAUUAUUUAGCUUAAAGGAAACCUGGUUAAUUUGGCAGCCCUAAGCAAAGGAGAGUUCUUAUAUUUUUAUUUUUGAUUCUUGAAACCCAAAUGGAGCUUGCAAAUUCUCAUUCUAAUGCAUAAUGUUCUGACCCCGCAGGAGAUAAGUGGUUACCGGAAAGUAAAAUGGCGAAUCGUACUGUGUUUCGCGCUGUGUGUGCUGACUCUGGGAAUCCUGCUGGUUAUCUUCCAUUGGAAACCUCGACUGUAUGUGCUGCUGAUCUGCAAAAACUGCCCGCUGGCUGAGGCAAACUGGGUCAUCAUUAAGGUGAGAUAGCCCUGGCUCACUUAGGCAAGAACCUUACAUAGCCACCUAUAAGUCCAACUAGCCCCGUUACAACAUCAGCUGAGACAGAAAUUCCUCCAGUUCAUUUAUUUUAUAAAUAUUACAUUAAAAGUAAUGUAGAAAAGAUACUCACAUUUAAUGUUUCUACGCUUGCGGCAAAUCCUCAAACUGGGAAAUCCUAAUUUAAAGGGAAACACUGCAACUUGGAAGGAAUAGAUAACGUGGACUCAUGAAUCAAAAGGAUUUUUAUUUUAAUAGAGAAUGGGAUGAUCUACCGCACCAAAACAACCACACAAAUAAAACAAUAUUUAAAGUGCCCUUGUAGUGCAAAAUGGAGUAUAUUCAUAUAUACGUACCCUUAUUUACAAUUAAAAAAACAUAUUUUUUUAAUAUAUUGAAUAAAGUAAUAUGUUUUAUAUAAGUCCUAUUUUAUUGUUUUUGUUGCUGAUCCACAUUCCUGGUUCCGGCCAUAUCCCAGGUGGGGAUUAUACCACCAAAGCUAUAUACACUAGAGCAAGUUACUGCUCAAAGAAUUGUAAGUAGAAUACCUCUUUUCUUCUUUUAUUAUAUGUAUACAUAGGCGUGCGCCACUUAUUGCAUAAGGGUGUGCACCCUAAAGCACAAACACACACGCUGCGUACGUACAUACAAAUAUACAUACACACACCCAUACUCUGCUGUGUGUGUGUGUUUGAGGGUGAUGUGUGUGUGUGUGUGUAUAAGUGCUGUGUUUGUGAGGGAGCUGUAAGGGUGCUGUGUGUGUGAGGGUUCUGUUAGUGUGGGUAUGUGUAAGGGUGCUGUGUGUGAGGGUGGUGGUUGUGAUUGUGGUGUGAGGGUGCUCUUAGUGUGUGUGAGGGUGCUGUGUGUGAGUGAGGGUUCUGUUAGUGUGUGUGUGUGUGUGAGGGUGCUGUGUGUAAGGGUGCUGUGUUUGUGAGGGUGCUGUUAGUGUAUGUGUAAGGGUGCUGUUAGUAUGUGUGUGUGUAAGGGUGAUGUAUGUGUGUGGGUACUGUUAGUGUGUGUGUGCUGUUUGUGUGUAUUGUGUGGGGUGGGGAGGCCGUUUAAUUAAUAUCCCCCCUCAAUUCUUACCUUUUGAAGGGAGGGGGGACCGUGCUGCUGCCAUCCCUGGUGGUCCAGUGGUGAGUGAACUCUAGCCUGCGGGGCUAGAGUUCACUCUCGCGAGAUAUGAGGGUUGCAGCGGCAACACUCCGACCUUGCAAGAGGAACCCUUUGGAGCUGCUGGCUAGAGAUCCCCAGUUCCUCUCCUGCCUCCCUUUAUGCCUGUGGGCCGGUGAGGGAGGCGCAUAGUGCGGGCCACAGGGAUUAGGGUGUGCCCAGGCACACCCGGCACACCCCGUGCGCACGCCUAUGUAUGUAUAUGUACCUACUACACCAUUGGAGUAUCUGUUUUUCUGUUUAAGCACUAUAAGACACACUCCUGAGCAGAUCUGCAUACAUCCUGAGGCGGGGAUUGUACCGUCCAGGCGCUAUACAGCAGAGCUCUUUGCAGCUCAGAAAAGUGUGAGUUUAACAUCUAUACAUCUUAAAAAUACUCUAAUACAGAUUUAAAAUAUUGCACUAUUAUCUGUACAUAUUGGUCCUGCGAGAUCUGGAAUUGCCAAUCUUUGAUUGAUUGUAAAUAAUUGUACGUGUAUAUAUGUAUAUAAAUAUACUCUAUUUUGCGCUACAAGGGCACUUUAAAUAUUAUUGUUUUAUCUGUGUGGUCGUUUUGGCGCGGUAGAUCUAUUAAAAUAAAAAUGCUUUUACUGUAAUUCAGUUCAUCUCUAUGAGAAGAGGCUGAUUGGCCAGGAUGGCAUUUGUGUAUUAAUUUGUGAUUGGCUUAGCAUUACGCACUUUGAAUGCCGACUGUUCUCAUGCUCAGCCCAUUCCUUUUCCAGGAUGUGUUUGGACAAAUCUCUAUAGCCGAGGUGAAGACGGAGCACGGCGUGGACCCCGGGUAUGUCAUGAUGUGGGAAUUCCAACCCAGCCGCCGGGGAAAAAAAAACCUGUAGUUUAGACGAACUCGCCAUUUUAUAAAAACCAGGAAUGCUUUUUUUUCCAUUCUGCUUAAUUAUUGAUUUAUUGACACCAUGUCAUUCACCAAGACGAGAAAUCAAAGGGAAUUUUAAAUUUCAGUUCAAAAUAGCCGACCUGGAAAAAUUCAGCUUUGGUUUCCGUUUGGCUUGCUUUGGUCUUAAAGGACCACAAUAGGCACCCAGACCACUUCAGCUUAAUGAAGUGGUCUGGGUGCCAGGUCCAGCUAGGGUUAACCCUUUUUUCUAUAAACAUAGCUGUUUCAUGGAAACUGCUUUGUUUACAUGUGGGUUAAUCCAGCCUCUAGUGGUUGUCUCAUUGACAGCCACUAGAGGCGCUUCUGCACUUCUCACUGUGAUUUUCACAGUGAGAAGACGCCAGCGUCCAUAGGAAAUGAUUGUUAAUGCUUUCCUAUGGACUGGCUGAAUGCGCGCGCGGCUCUUGCCACGCAUGCACAUUCAGCCGGUGACGGAAGAAGAGGGAGGAGAGGAGGAGGAGAGCUCCCUGCCCAGCGCUGGAGGGGGCCCUGAGGGUGCCCCUAAAGCCUGAGGGUGGGGGCACCCUCAGGGCACUGUAGUGCCAGGAAAACAAGUAUGUUUUCCUGGCACUAUAGUGGUCCUUUAAGUUUGAAAUUCAUUUUGAAUUCUUACUUUAGUGCAUCACCCGGUUUGUAUGAGAUGAGAGGGUGUGGACAGGAACAGGGUUAUUCCAGGACAUUUUAGUGACUUUAUGACCUGCUGAUAACCAUUUAUGGAACUGAAAAUGAAAUUUAAAAAGUAUUUUAUUUAAACAGAUACAUUAUCUACCACAUAAGAAAACAAUGUAAAUAGUGCAGUUAGUUUGGGAAUGGGGGGUACUGGCAUCCAAAGAACCCAUCCAGCAAAGUUGUAAUCCUAGAUAUGACAAUCUGCGCACUCCAUGACAUUUUCAAAGUUCCAACUAACUUCCAUCCAAGGGAUUUAUUAAUAUCUAGCGAUACUGCCUUUAAUAUGUAUAUUAUAACAGCGCCCCCUAUCUGUUCUUGGUGCACAUUAUAGACGUAUAGGCAGCAUGGAUACAUGGAAAUGACUCUGUAAGUUGGAAGCUAGCUGUGUUGGUUUGUAUCACAGCUGUGUCAUUUGUUCAAACCUCAGAGCUACAGGUUCUUUGCUUGGCAGGGUUAACUCACCCUUUCCGCCUUCCAAGGCAGGUAACAUGAAUGCGAUUAUGUUGGUUAAUUAAAAACCAAUAUCUAUAAUAUUUUGUUAUCCUUCAUGAUAAUAACAAUUUUGGGGUUUGGGCUUAGCUAUUUUAUAUUUAAUUUCGGAAUUUAGUCAAUAAAUUAAUUCAUUAGCCGUAUUCCAGAAUGGGACCAACCCCAAGACUUGACUGAAAGUCGCCUGUGAAUUUGAUUCCAGUAACUGUUAAAAUCUAACUUCUCCAUCAUACGACACUGCGUGGAUCUUUAUUUUAAGCUAAAUAUUUAAACUAAUAUACUGUUUUUCUAACACCAUGUAUAAACGCAGAUUUACGGAAACUUGGUUCUAAGGUUGUUCUUUCUACAUAUAAUUCAUUGUUGCCAUGUUCUGUUUUGUGACCCUUACUGUACCCUGAGAAAGUGUGUAGGAUGCCUCAAACCACCAGUCACCUUUAUGUCAAUCAAAGAAAUAUUUUCUGUUUGUAUGUUUUUGUUUGUUUUUUUAUCCCAAAGCCUGGACCAAGGUCCCAGAGACCGUCUGGAUGCGGUAGAAAAUGGCAGCGUGGCUAUUGCGGUGGCUGAGGAGGACGAUUUUAAGGACACGAUCCGGCUGCAUCACAAGGAGGAGGUGAGCAUUCAAACCUCGAACCAUGGUGGAAAAAUAAAAACUAAAGAAGAUAAAAUAAACAGCACCCUUCAUAACUAUCUGUAAACUAGCCUUUAUGUUAAAACAAACGUCUAUGCCUGAGGAACAUCUAAAAAAUAUAUGAGGCUCAGUGUUAGUCCAUCCACACGUUGGUAGAAGCCAUCAUGUGGUGCUUUUUAUCUUACCACGCCAUCCAUGCAUUGAUUGGGGAGUUUUACAUAUAUUUGGGAAAGACACAUAACGCUGUGUGUGUGACGUUCACGUGUUUGUCUCCCUUUACAGAGUGAUGUGCUUCGGUACUUUAUUCACGAGGGUAUGCGCUACAUCUGGAGUGAUCGGUCAAUGGAUUUCGUGACGGUAAGGUAAGACGACCUGUGACCGGCCGAGGUGUUUUCCGUAGAGUCCCUGUUCAGAGUCACAGAAAAUCUAAAUACAGUCUCCAUUAGAGCCAUUAAAAGGAGUAUCUGAAACCAGGCUGCCUGUCAUUGCAGCUAGGGGGAACUCUGUGGUUGGUGAAACGAGUUACGUAAUAAGAUAAGAGACCCCUGAAUGUACGAGAAACAAACCAAAUGUACCAUGUUUGGUUAAAUUCUUUAACCCUUCCCGACCGCGGAAGUAUCAGGUACGUCCGACAAAAAACGGUCCUUAAGGACCACGGUCGUAUUUGAUACAUCCGCGGCUAAUUUGAGAUCUGGAAGUAAUCAUGAUCGCUGCCAGCCGCUCUGAUGGUAUUGCAGCGAUGCCUCGUUGUCGAGGCAUCGUACAAUACCUCUCCUUACUGCUGGGCGCCGGGUGAUCGCUGCCCCUGGAGCGAUCACUUCCGGGUUACUCCAUGUGGUACCUGGCAGUUAAGCAGAGCAUCGGAAGCCAUCGGGCAGGCUUCCGAUGCUCUGCCUGGGCUGUGUGCCUCAAGGGGUCGAUGCACUCAGUGAAGAUUUAAGAAAAUAAAAAGAAAAAAAAGAAAAUAAAUGUAACUUGCGUUACUUAAAAAAAAAAAAAAUGGUUUUAACAUGGGUAUUUCUAAAAUCAGAACAAAAUGUAUAAACUAUGUAGCACUGGUGUUUUGUCGGUUGUAAAUGCGCAACAGAUUUUGGGGGUCAAAGUUGUAAAAAAAAGUGUGUUUUUUUUUUUACAUUUUUUCAUCAUAUUUUCUAAAAAAAAAAUUGUAAACUAUAUGAUAUGAAAAUGAUGGUAUCUUUAGAAAGACCAUUUAAUGGUUGAGAAAAACAAUAUAUAAUAUGUGUGGGUACAGUAAAUGAGUAAGAGGAAAAUUACAGCUAAACACAAACGCCUCAGAAAUCUAAAAACAGCGUUAGUCCUCAACGGUAAGAAAAUUGAAAAACGGUCUGGUCACUAAGGGGUUAAUGCUGUUCUGCUGUGCAUUUUGAGUAGAAAUCGUAGCAUUGAAGCAAGUGGUUCUAAUAUACAAUACAGGGAGUGCAGAAUUAUUAGGCAAGUUGUAUUUUUGAGGAUUCAUUUUAUUAUUGAACAACAACCAUGUUCUCAAUGAACCCAAAAAACUCAUUAAUAUCAAAGCUGAAUAUUUUUGGAAGUAGUUUUUAGUUUGUUUUUAGUUAUAGCUAUGUUAGGGGGAUAUCUGUGUGUGCAGGUGACUAUUACUGUGCAUAAUUAUUAGGCAACUUAACAAAAAACAAAUAUAUACCCAUUUCAAUUAUUUAUUAUUACCAGUGAAACCAAUAUAACAUCUCAACAUUCACAAAUAUACAUUUCUGACAUUCAAAAACAAAACAAAAACAAAUCAGUGACCAAUAUAGCCACCUUUCUUUGCAAGGACACUCAAAAGCCUGCCAUCCAUGGAUUCUGUCAGUGUUUUGAUCUGUUCACCAUCAACAUUGCGUGCAGCAGCAACCACAGCCUCCCAGACACUGUUCAGAGAGGUGUACUGUUUUCCCUCCUUGUAAAUCUCACAUUUGAUGAUGGACCACAGGUUCUCAAUGGGGUUCAGAUCAGGUGAACAAGGAGGCCAUGUCAUUAGAUUUUCUUCUUUUAUACCCUUUCUUGCCAGCCACGCUGUGGAGUACUUGGACGCGUGUGAUGGAGCAUUGUCCUGCAUGAAAAUCAUGUUUUUCUUGAAGGAUGCAGACUUCUUCCUGUACCACUGCUUGAAGAAGGUGUCUUCCAGGAACUGGCAGUAGGACUGGGAGUUGAGCUUGACUCCAUCCUCAACCCGAAAAGGCCCCACAAGCUCAUCUUUGAUGAAACCAGCCCAAACCAGUACUCCACCUCCACCUUGCUGGCGUCUGAGUCGGACUGGAGCUCUCUGCCCUUUACCAAUCCAGCCACGGGCCCAUCCAUCUGGCCCAUCAAGACUCACUCUCAUUUCAUCAGUCCAUAAAACCUUAGAAAAAUCAGUCUUGAGAUAUUUCUUGGCCCAGUCUUGACGUUUCAGCUUGUGUGUCUUGUUCAGUGGUGGUCGUCUUUCAGCCUUUCUUACCUUGGCCAUGUCUCUGAGUAUUGCACACCUUGUGCUUUUGGGCACUCCAGUGAUGUUGCAGCUCUGAAAUAUGGCCAAACUGGUGGCAAGUGGCAUCGUGGCAGCUGCACGCUUGACUUUUCUCAGUUCAUGGGCAGUUAUUUUGCGCCUUGGUUUUUCCACACGCUUCUUGCGACCCUGUUGACUAUUUUGAAUGAAACGCUUGAUUGUUCGAUGAUCACGCUUCAGAAGCUUUGCAAUUUUAAGAGUGCUGCAUCCCUCUGCAAGAUAUCUCACUAUUUUUGACUUUUCUGAGCCUGUCAAGUCCUUCUUUUGACCCAUUUUGCCAAAGGAAAGGAAGUUGCCUAAUAAUUAUGCACACCUGAUAUAGGGUGUUGAUGUCAUUAGACCACACCCCUUCUCAUUACAGAGAUGCACAUCACCUAAUAUGCUUAAUUGGUAGUAGGCUUUCGAGCCUAUACAGCUUGGAGUAAGACAACAUGCAUAAAGAGGAUGAUGUGGUCAAAAUACUCAUUUGCCUAAUAAUUCUGCACUCCCUGUAUGCUUGUAACAGCUUUACCUGUCAAUAUGUUCCAUUUACAUACAUUGUUCUUAUUAUAAUUUGAUGCUUGUUAAUAUGAGGGAUGUUGAGAUGUAAGAUAUAUAUUGUUCAGUAGGUGCUAAGAUGUAUAAGGCUGGGAUCACGAUGUACAUGUUAAUUGCAUCAAUCUAUUCACAGUUCGUUAACGGAUGGCUUGACCUGUGGGGAUUUGCACAGAUUCAAAUCAGGACUGAGUAUUGCAGAUCACAACUCACGGUGAGCUUCGAUUCAGACAAACUACCCACUAAAGUGUGAAUAGCAGAUUUGGGCAAUUCUUUUAAUUCUAGUUUGACUUAUUUUGCCCUUAUUUUUUAAAUAUAGCUUUAAAUUCUUGAUAAUUCACAGUGUAUUAAACAACCCUGAGAGUGUAGUCGUAUUUUGGCACUGUAGAUAUUUGAGAACUACAUCUCCCAUGAUGCCUUGCCAGCUGUCAUUUCAUUGAUAUCUGCAUUGGGAAUGUUCUCACUGAACUGUGGGUUGAUGUGCUAGGACCGCACAAUGAGCAGCCAUCACCAUUUGUAUUGAAAGGAGAUCCAAGGUGUUUAUUUUUUUAUGUAACUUCAUUGCAAUCAAGUUGCUAUAUGCGGGGAGGUCCCGACCUCUGUCUUACUUAGUCCGCUAAUAAACGCUGAUUUUCUCAGACUAUCCACUUCCUUAUUGAAGCUCCGGACAUUGCGCAGACGUGCAGGGGCCGGGCAUUGUAGACUUUGGGUUUAAACUGAUCAUUAAUAGUUUAAUCCCUUCAAGUAAGGCAGCACCUGUUACUUGCCUGCACCAUAAGAACUUCACUGUGGAAAAGUUGUUAUAGUGCCCCUAGUGUCCCUUAAAGUCAUGUGCAGAAUUUUUCAUGUUAUGAGAUCAGUCUGAGGGAAUAUCUAAUCUGUUUUCGUUAUAUCCUCUCAGGAAGCAACUUUAUGGCCCUAACGAGAUAAAUGUCCAAGUGAAAUCCUACGGGAUUCUAUUAAUUGACGAGGUAAGAUUACGGAUCCUCUUCUGUACUAUGAUAAUUCUUUAUUAUGUUUUGGUACCGUUUCUUUCCCCUUAUCUAGCGUUAAGCCUAGUGGCUUUUGUUAAUGUUCUCUUUAAGAUUCCCUCCUUUAUAUUUUGAUUAUAUGGCAAUAAAGUUUUUUAAUUUAUAUUAUAAAGUAUUUGAGGGGCCUGUCUGUGUGUAAUAUGCCAUGGGAAUAAAUAUCAUUAUAGGCCUCUUUAGCACGCUAUUGUCCCCCUGGGGGAGUAUAUUGUUCUUCUGUACAUAACCUUCAGAAGGCAUUAUAUUAAACCUCCAAAAGGUUAUUGUUUACUUGAAAUUACAAAAACUCCAAGAAACCAUACAUAUUGCUACAUUUACACGGCACAUGCAUUUAACUAGGGGUGUAAAAGUAAAGAGUAAGCCUGACGCGCGUUUCGGCGCUACAAUACUAUAAAACUUUUCAAUGCCUCAGACGAAGGCGCUAUAGAAGUGCCGAAAUGCACGUCAGGCUUACUCUUUACUUUUUAAAUUCACUGCGCCGUUAGUUAACACUAUGGAUAGUUUAUGAGGGAUUUUUGUAUAAUACCUAUGAGGGGAUUUAGUUAAGGGCUAUUUUCUAGCCAGCACGUAAGGUUCAGCUUUUCAUGAUCAGGAAUCCUUUUUUCUUGAUUUUACUAAACUUUUUCAGAUAGCGACCUUGAAGUCGAUUCAUUUUUAGUAUUUUUUAUGAAGGCUUAGCUGCUAUUUUCACCUCUAGUGACUAUUACCCCAUGAUUCCUUUCUGGUGGUGGUGGUGGUGGGGGUUAUUUAUUUUGAUUCGUUGUGGCUAGACCUCAAAAGUUUAAUAUUGCUCAGCAACUUACAAUCAGCUGGUUAACCCUUUGUGAGUAAAUAUACCUGAGGAAUUCCUCUUAGGUGGGGGGGCUAACGAUUUCAAUCUAUUGUCGUCAAACUUUGUUUUACAGUGCUUAGCAAUUUACAAUAGUUGGUUAACCCUUUGUGAACAAUGUAUUUUUCACUCGCCAUAACCACUUUAAGCAAGAGUGACUUGGAUCUAUUCAACCUUUGUCCCUCCUACCUAUAAUUAUAGAAUUCAUAAGCAGCCUUCAUUGCUACAGAACCCCUUCCAUCCCUUCAACAUUGCAGAGCUUAUUAGCUUCUGUUUUUUAUUUUGUGUGUAUUUAUAAGUUUCCUUUUUUUUUGUUGGUGGUUUUGGUUAUAUUUUUUUUAAUCAUUACCUAAUACACGGAAUUUGUAAUCAUAUUGUAUAAUAUAUGAUUUUUAUAUAGGGACUUAUUUGUGCUCUGAACUUUGUAUCCAUUGGACAUUUUUCUGUAUCUGCUAAAGCAGGGGUAGACAACCUUCGGCACUCCAGAUGUUGGGGACUACAUCCCCUAUAAUGCUCUUACACCCAUAAUGCUGACAAAGCAUCAUGGGAGGUGUAGUCCAAAACAUCUGCAGUGCUGAAGGUUGCCUGUGCUAAAGGUUGGCAAAGGAUCAUGGGCAAAAUAGUUCUUCAGCUGGUGUCUACCUCUCUGUCACUCCUGCAAUAAAUCAUCAGGAACUGAGUGUGUGUGUGUGUAUAUAUAUAUAUAAUAUAUUCAAAUGUAAACCAGCUUCAAUACAGAGAGCACAAUGUACAUUAACAACCUGAUCAUCAGUAAAUUGCUGAUAACUCCUGUGCUCCUUACUCCUUUCCAGACAGGGGAUUGCGUUUAGGGUAUUUUGGUACGGUCGCUGUUGCCAGACACAACGUGUUCUCAGCAUGACAAACCAGCAUAAACUAAGUUCAAACAAAAAAUUCUGGAAAUCAGACCAAGUAUAUACAGCUUUACCACAGCUGGAACUGGGCAUCCACGGAGUCGGAAAGCAGGCGUCCCCUCCGCUGCAGCUAUGUGAAUUGUAGUUCAGUCUCCACCCAAACAGAAACUGGGGAGAAAAAGGACACUCUGUGAAACAUGGCGCAAUUAUUGAAAAAAAUGUAUUUGUUAUUUAAAUAGCACACUCAAUAGGAUAGCACGAAUCCAAAUAUACAAAGCGGAGAGCUGCCCAACGCGUUUCAUGGUUAGCGCAGUGCUCAUUGCCAUUUCCAAUUCGAAUUGUGCUCUCUCGCCAGGUGCUGAAUCCAUUCUACAUAUUCCAGAUAUUCAGCGUCAUCCUGUGGUUUUUCGAGAAUUAUUUCUACUAUGCUGGCUGCAUCAUAGUCAUCGCUGUGGUGUCAAUCUGUAUCUCUCUGUACGAGACCAGGAAGGUACGCUAGUGUGUGUCAGGAAAAUAAUGAAAUCUUGUGAUUAUGGGAACAUUUUAAUAAUAAUAAAAUUAGAUCAAAGGUUUACCGUGAUUUAUAACUGCCUCCAGAACCCUUAACUUGCAUUGUUUCCUCUCUUAAACACUUCAGACAUAGAUAUCUUUUCGUUAUUUUGCAUUAGUUAUUUAUUUAAAUAAAUACUGGCUGCUAAUCUGGUAAAGCUGAUCCGUGUUCUGGCUAAACGGAGCCAGAUUUCUAGUGGGUAAUGGCAAUGGGUGAUCGCCCUGAACACGUGACGGCUUCAGUUUUUAUAACUGGUGCUAACCUGCUCCUCCUUCUGUCUCAACAGCAAAGUGUGACGCUACACAAUAUGGUGAAAGUGAUGGUGAGCCUGAAAGUACGACGUGCAAAUGGAGGUAAGUAUGCGCUCUGUCAGAAUUUAUAGCUUUUUAACCAUUAACGGAAAACUGUCACUGCCCCGGGAUUUACAUUAUUGAAAAAACCAUUAAAUAUUACCUAGAAAUUUUUUUACGUGAUGCUAGUUUUUAUUUUUAAUUUAUAUUAAAGUUAGUAAAUGAUGACAUCAUCCAGUUCAGAGACGCAAAGUCAAGGCGAAUGUAGGGGAGAAUUGUCUGUAGUCUGAUAUAAUAUUUGAUAGAGGUUUUUUCUCCAGUAGCCGUUCCACUCGUAACAUAGUACCCAUGACUGCUAUCCGUUUACACAGAGCCCAGGUCACUGCUUUCUGUACUGGUCUUUGUGCCGUGAUCAUUUGAACUGGUAAAAGUUACUCAGACUUGCCGCCUUAAUGACAGGAGCUUGUUCUCGCCAUCCAACUGGCUCUUUUACAGAGGAGGUUUUCUUGAGUUCUGAGGAUCUUGUUCCUGGUGAUUGUAUUAUCCUCCCUGUGGCCGGCGUGAUGCUGCCGUGUGACGCCGUCCUGCUGUCCGGAGAGUGCAUGGUCAACGAGAGCUUACUAACUGGUGAGGAGGGAGAACCAGAAGAUUAAUUUUACACAACAUUCUCACAUCUGAAUGAUCUCCAUGGUUUUAGCUUUCUUAAUUAUUAUGGUUUUGUUUCGAGGCGAGAGUGUUCCCGAAAUGAAGACUCCUUUACCUGAUAGCGUGAGCACCGCGAACACCUUGUAUUCUUCUGACGAGCACAGACGGCACACGAUUUUCUGUGGGACACAAGUCAUCCAGGCCAAAAGCUAUGUUGAGCGAGAUGUCUUGGCGGUGGUGACAAAGACAGGUAAAGUCUCUUAAAGGAACGUUUCAUGCAUAACUGACCAGCAGUGGUGCUGUAAUGGACCACACAGUGCCAGCUUUCUGCUACCAGAUUGUGCAGGUAAAUCUUCUAGUCUGAAUAUUGGUUUUAUGCCUCACAACCCGGUUUCUUUGUUGAAUUUUUGUAUAGGUUUCAGCACCAUCAAAGGCAACCUCAUCAGCUCAAUUCUUCACCCCAAACCGAUCAAGUUCAAGUUUUACAGAGAUGCCUUCUUGUUUGUCCUCGUCCUAGCCGUGUUUGGUAAGUACUUGGCACAUGCAUCACUAUAGAUUACAAAUUAAAGCGAAACACAUGCAUUAAAAUGAUACGCAAAUACAUUACAAAUAUAAAUUCAUUUCACGUGUGAAGUUAAGGAGUUUAGGAAGUGGCUAAAACCUCUCAGCCAAUUCUAGACAUCCCAUUGUUCGUAGAGGUAAUGAUGAGCAUGAAAACUAGAAUAAAACCAUGGUCUGCCUAUAAGAAGACCCCAUUCAAUACAGUUACUUGUAUGGAAGGCAUUUCUCCUUAUUGACAUCUGUUGUUGACAAGUCUUAUUACUCAGCAAUUCUCUGCUGUUAUAAACAGUAGAAUCUACUUGCACCAAGGCUGAAGCUGUACGCAUGAGUUCUGUUUGCUGGGAGUGCACCUUGUUAAUAUUGGAUUUCACGCCGAAUAUGGGGGCUUUUCAACAAGUGUAUACAACUGGAAAGCCAAACAAGAAUUUAAAUAAUGGAUGAAAUAUCUUGUUCCUAAAAAUAUAUCACAAAUUGCUCAAUAUAUCCCUGGAAAAUUAAGUCAUCAACCAGGUUCUUAAAGCAGCACUGUCAUGACUGAAACCCGACAUUAUGUAUUUAAAAAAAUUUUUUUUAACCCCCCCCCCGACUCCACUACGUCUAAUUGACCCCCUAGUCAACCCCAAAUGCCCAAAAGCCCACCAUAUUACCUCUUUUAUAAUCUUUAUUUUCUGCCCUGACCCAUAUUCUGGGCGCCACCAUCUUUGUGUGGGUAGAUGAAGUACCUGUGGGACACGUCAUCUUCCCACACUAGAUAGCGCUGUGAAAUUCCCACACAUGCCCAGUUAAACACGUUGGGAUGCGAACGUGAAUUUCAUCUAUUCAUUCAUUCGUCAGAAAGCCGAAUGAAUGAAUAGAAAUGUCAGACGAACAAACAUCAAAUAUCAGUGUUUGUUUGUUCGUUCGCUCAGUUUAUUACAAGAAGGGAGCUACCAACGCGCAGCUCCCUCCUUGUAAUACGUAAAGAUGGAAGCGGCAGGAAGCAGUGCUCCCCACCACUUCCUAAGCCCCCCAGGUCCUCCCUCACUCUAUGGGGGUCAUAUGACCCCCAUAAUAGCAUAAAGUAGAUUAAAAUCUCCCAAAUUAUGGGCCCCACCGCCCCUGAGCGGUGGGUGGAGGCCCUAAAUGAGAAUGUGGAGGGGAGGGACCUAUUGUCCUCCCCCCGACUCCCACCCUUGCAUGGCGGGUGGGGGCCCUAAAAAACAAUACGGUGGGGGGGCUUAUUUUAUAAAAUAACAAAUUUCCUGUAAAAAAAACAUAAAACUUACCAUUUGAUGUCUUCUUUUUUCUAAAAUCUUCAGCCCCAAAUAAGGCCAAAUAAAAACCAUACCCGUCGAACUUGUAAAAAAUAAAAUAAAAAAAACAGACGAAAAAGAAAAAAACCUGACGCUAAAAAAAUUAAUCCAUCUUCACCCGGCCGGGGCAUGGCGCAGACUGAGCUCCGCAGGGCGGGGCAAGGCUUUAUAAGCCUUGCCCCGCCCUGCAAUUUCGAUAAGAACACUCUGAUUGGUUGGUUUAAGCCAAUCAGAGUGCUUUGUGUCAUUUUACACAGCGUGGGACAAUUUCAAAGAACUUUCCCGCACUGUGUAAAAUGACUCAUAACACUCUGAUUGGAUGGCUUGAAAUCUAACCAGUCAGAGUGCUAGUCAUUUUACACAGCGUGGGAAAGUUCUUUGGAAAUUUCGCACGCUGUGUAAAAUUACACAAAGCACUCUGAUUGGCUUAAACCAACCAUUUAGAGUGUUCUCAGCCUAAUUGCAGGGGCGGAGGUCAGUAUGCGCCGUGCCCUCGCCGGGUGAAGAUGGAUUAAUUUUUUAGCUUGGGGUUUUAUCUUUUUUUGUCAGGUUUUUUUUUUUUUGCGCUCAGGUUUUUUAUUUUAUUUUUUACAAGUUCGACGGGUAUGAUGGUUUUUAUUUGGCCUUUUUUGGGGCUGAAAAAUGAAGAUUUUAGAAAAAAGAAGACAUCAAAUGGUAAGUUUUUUUUUUACAGGAAAUUAGUUAUUAGUCCCCCCUCACCAUUAGGGUGAGGGGAGUAGGUAGGGGGUUAUUUUUUUUUUAUUUGCGUGGGGGGAGUGACUAGUGGCUUGGGUACCCCUAGUCACCUUUGGGGGGGAUUUUCAUUUAGGGCCCCCACCCGCCGCGCAGGGGUGGGGGCCGGGGGGAGGUCAAUAGGCUCCCCCCCACAUUCUCAUUUAGGGCCCCCACCCAGGGGAGAACUUAGGGCUGGGGGGAGAACAAUAGGCCCCCCUUAUUGUUAUUUAGGGCACCCACCCGCUGCUCAGGGGUGGGGGCCAGGGGGGGAGACUAUAGGUGUUUGUCCCCCCCUUAUUGUUAUUUAGUCAGGCGUAGGAAACCUCCAUAAGACAAAAUAGUCCCUACUUUGUCUUAAGUUUUAAUGAAAACUAGAGCAGACAGGAAGAAAUGAAGAACAGUUCCUGACAGAGGGAGAGAAUAGGAAUCGAUUGGGUAAAGAUAAGUUCGAUAUAACAGUGCCGCUUUAAAUGGAAAAACAAACUUCUGUUAUUCUGUAUCUCUGUACUAUGAAUACUUGGAAAAUAUAUAUCUUACAAAAAUGUGAUGCUGAAUAACAAAAUAAUUGUGUGUAUAUGUUUGUAUAUAUGUGUGUGUAUGUGUGUAGAUAUAUAUAUCUAUCUCAAAAACCAAGAAUGUCAUGCUAGGGGAAAAAUGUGAUUGAAAACCCCUUCCACCUAAAGUCAGUGUACAGUCAAUACUUUGUUAAAACACAGAUCUGCACACCAGUCAAGUCAUAAGCCAAAGCUGUUGUGUACACAAACUCUGAGGAAUCCAUGUUUAAAUUGGAAUGAGCCAAAAAUGUAAUUCUUUGUUGAACUAAUUUGCAUACGCCCACCCAGAAUCCCUUGCAGUACUAACAACACUGCAAAUUGGAGAAAAGCAAAUCUUAUGGCUUGACUGGUAUAUAUAUAGCGAGAGAGAGAGAGCAAUUCAGAACUCAAGCUGUCAAUCAAUGUUUGUGGCUAGAAUAGUUCAUACAGUAUUAUGAGAGGAAGGGAGAUGGUAGGAGAGCAGUGCGGUGUGCGGCAGAUGUGAGGUUUGAAGGACGGCUGCUCUGUGUUUGUAGAUAACAGUCUUUGUUUCACACAUGUUGCUGAAUGAGUGAAUCCCCCAGGCUUGUGUUUAUUUCCAGAGAAAAGUGCACUGUGAUCUUGGCAGUCAUUCUAAUCACAGUAAUUCAUCACAAAAACACAGCCCUGCCUCCCGUCCACGUUACAGAGGUCUGAAACGCAAGUUAACCAUUUACGUGGCCUAGGCAUGUUGGCCCUCACCAGCCAGAAAUACAGGCUCUUCCAGACUGCCAACUAUGUAUCUUUCUUUUGCCAAUCUUUAUUUAAGAAUUGUUUCUAUCAAGUGACAAACCGAUACAUGAAACGCAUCCUACGCCAGGGAGACAAAGAGAGCAGAGAUACGUCAACAAACAGGGCUGGCCCUGUAUCUGGACUGAAUAUAAACCGUUUGACAAGUUCUGGUUUUAUUCCCACGAGGGGGGAAGUAUUUACCCAUUGCACACUUCCUGAGAUAAUUUACUCAAACUAUAGGGGGAACAUACAGCUAAAAUAAUUUUUGUUUCACAUUAAAGACACAAACUUGGCCAAUUUCAAAUCUGUUCCCAGUAUGUCGAAAUGUUUACCUCUGUCUCGGAACAUCACAGACCCUUUGAUGUUGUUUUGUGUUAUAUAUACGGUAAAGCAUGUUGUCUCCCCACAUCUCAUAUUUUUUAUUCUUUAACCAAUUCUUCUCCUUUUCAGCAUUCUUUGGAACCAUUUACAGCCUCGUAAUGCUGAUCAGAAAUAAGGUAAGUGCUCCAAUAAAAAUUGUUCUGCAAAGUAUUGUCCCCAGUAUUGAUUAAGUAAUAAUACAAGUAGUGAUAACUGACUCCUCAGCCCAGUGUAGCCCUUUUAGCUGUGCGUUCUACGUAGCCAUGUUUUCCAUUGUGUCACCUUGUAACGUGACUCUUGGUCCCUUUUUACACAAUGUGUAUCUGCAGCUUCCUGUCUAUCAGUUAGUGAUUCGUGUUCUCGAUGUGAUCACCAUCGUCGUCCCUCCGGCAUUGCCAGCUGCCAUGACUGUGGGUACAAUCUAUGCUCAGGGCCGUCUGAAAAAGAAAGGGAUCUUCUGUAUUAGUCCCCCACGUAUCAAUGUGUGUGGGAAGGUCAAGAUGGUCUGUUUUGACAAGGUAUGAUCAAUGUGUAUAUUUAGUGCUAUGUUCUAUGUAGACAGUGCUGUGUGUUCUUCAGAUUAAAUCAAACUGACAUAAAAUAAAGUCCAAGUAGUCAGUGAGAUAACUCAGUGGAUAGGACUCUAGCGGUGGUAUUGUACAGUCAAUGGUUAGAUUUUAGAUAAAGUUAACAACAUCUAGGCCCAGGUCGGACAUGGAAACUAGCAACAAAUUAAACGUACAUUCCUUGGUCACAUACUUUGAUAUUAUGAUUAUGUGUUUGUAACGUGUCUCGUGUUUAGUCUUGGAACUCUUACAGUCCGUUCAUGUUCUGCUCCUAGACAGGCACUCUGACCGAAGAAGGGCUUGAUGUUUGGGGAGUCAUUCCCCUGGAUAAUGUCAAUUUCCUGCCCAUUGUUCAUGAACCUCGAUACCUGUUGGAUGGGCCUCUGCUCUAUGCCCUCGCUGCCUGCCACUCGGUGACCCUACUAAAUGGAAGUCCCAUCGGUGAUCUCAUGGACGUAAAGAUGAUGGACUCAACAGGUUGGGUAAGUUAGAAGUAGCCGGCAAAACUAUGUAACAAGGCUGUUACUGCUUUUGUGGUAUAAGUUUGCGGAAUGUUUUGGUGAAAUUGAAAUUCCUUAAAUUCAAAGUAAAUUUAAAAUUUUAGGCCAAAAUUUUGUACUCUUGACAAUUCCCACUUAAAACUGAAAAGUAUAUGUUCAUUAGAUUUAGCCAGCUGUUCUGUGGGAAUGUCCAUGCUUGCCUAGUUGCCGUCCUGUCCGAACACAUUUGCUGGUCUUCACAUUCGCUACUACGUACACGGCUGCUCAGUGGUUUCUUAUGGGAUAUACUUUCCACAUGCUGUGGUAGUUACUUUCAUGAAAAUACAUGAAUGAAACUACUGUGCAUAAAAGAAUGGUUGAAACAUUGUUUUCAUAAAUAAAGCCAGCAAAGGGUGCCUAUGAAUUAAAGCUCAAGCUCUCUAUUAGAAAUCUGAGUGCAAAUGUAAGGUUAAUAGGGAUAAAUGGCCUACCCAUUGACAUUAUUGAACAGAGGGUGUUUUAAAGCUACAGAGAUGAUUGCAAUGCGUGUAGACAUGGAUAGAGAACAUACAACAUGAGUUUGGUAUAGAGCAUGGGUGUUUAUGGUGAGUUAUUGGUAAACCUUGUCAUGAAUAAAGUUUAUUAUUUUUGAGGGGUGCGGGAUACAUGAAGAUGAUCCAGAUAUUUUAUGUCCUUUUUGUGUGUAUUUUAGACCCUGGAAGACAGUGAAACAGAGGAGCAAUUGAUUUCAAUUUUUGGAACAAAGAUUUUAACCAUGAUCAAGCCACCCCCUGGUGAAGAACAGCCCCAUGGACCGGUGAGUGUCAGCUCUGUGGGUCCCUCCUUGACGAGUGCAGGCAGUGCUAUGGAACAGCCCUUACUCUUCAGUUUCAGAUAAAACCUCACACUUAACAUUCAAAUACCAAAAAACUUACUUGUCACUUUUCAAUUAACAGAGGAGCGAGAUGUAAGAGAUGGAGCCUGCAAAGUAACAGAUUGGUAUUAACGGUCGUUAAUCGCUUUAUGGUUUGUUUCCGUGGCUUACACUGCUUGUCUGGAAUUCAAAGGAAAUUUCACAUUUCUUGCACCCAUGCAGAGGGUGGAGACACUGAAUGUCAGUCACACUGUGCAGCACUGCCCCAGGAAGCACCUCUAACAGCCAUCUGAGGAGUGGCUAGUGGAGGUAUCCAUAGGCUGUAAUGUAAACACUGCAUUUUUUCUGAAAAGACAGUGUUUACUGCAAAAAGCUUGAAGGGAAUGAUUAAGCUCACCAGAACAAAUUCAAUAAGCUGUAGUUGUUCUGGUGACUAUAGUGUCCCUUUAAAAAAAAAUCCCAACGGUAGUAAUUAAUCCGACAAAGUUAUCUCCAGCUAUCUCUAUGAACUAACUGGGAUAUUAAAUCGACUUAACACAAAGUAGGAAUUCUAAAAAUGAAAAACAAGCUUGUAUUGACAUACUGAGCUAUUUGUCCCCCAGAAACACCAGGUGCCGGUGGGUGUUUUGCAGCGUUUCCCCUUCUCCUCCUCGCUGCAGCGAAUGAGCGUCAUUACCAAACUACCAGGAAGCUUGCACUGUGAUCUGUACUUAAAGGGAGCCCCAGAGAUGGUUGCCAGCCUGUGCAGGAACGAGACCGGUGAGUCUGGCUUCUCAGAGCUUUCGCUGUAAGUGAGAGAGGUUCUGAGACUCUAUAUAGAACAAACUGAGAGAGGGCUGGGUAUUCUAAACUCAGAGUGUGUGUUCAAUGGGAAAAUAACAUGUUAGAUCUAUAGGGUCCAUUUAUACAGUGUUCUAACAGGGGUAAUAACCUGCCCCGAGUGUUAUAACAGGGGUAAUUACCUGCCCCCAGUGUUAUAACCAGGGUAAUAACCUGCCCCAAGUGUUAUAACCGGGGUAAUAACCUGCCCUGAGUGUUAUAACAGGGGUAAUAACCUGCCCUGAGUGUUACAACAAGGGUAAUAACCUGCCCUGAGUGUUAUAACAGGGGUAAUUACCUGCCCCGAGUGUUAUAACAGGGGUAAUUACCUGCCCCGAAUGUUAUAACAGGGGUAAUAACUUGCCCGAGUGUUAUAACCAGGGUAAUAACCUGCCCCAAGUGUUAUAACCAGGGUAAUAACCUGCCCCAAGUGUUAUAACAGGGGUAAUAACCUGCCCUGAGUGUUAUAACAAGGGGCAAGUUAUUAACCAACUUGCCAGGGUAAUAACACUCAGGGCAAGUUAUUACCCCUGUUAUAACCUGCUAGAUGUAGAAGUUAGUUUUCUGUUUCUAUGUGUAGCGAGUGUUGCAGGGGGCAUAAUAUUCUGUCCUAUGUCUUGGUAACGCUCUAUGUUGCGGUAACACCCUGUAUGGUAUGUGUGCACAGUGCCCCCGGAUUUCUCUGCCAUGCUACGCCAGUAUACCCAGGAUGGGUACCGUGUUCUUGCAUUUGGAUAUAAAACGCUCCCUUCAAUCAACUCGUUUGAAGACGCUCAGGCGAUGGCGCGGUGAGUAUCUUUUUUUUUUGCUGUUUGUUAAAUUUUUUUAUAUUUUUUUUUUAUGUAACAUUCCUGUAAUUUCAGAAAGCAUUUGUUACCAGUGUCAUUGCUGGGUCAGGGGUUAAAAUAUCAGAGAUAAUUCCUGUACUCUCGUCCCUGCAUUUGUUAAUAUUUUUUUUGUAGCAGAGGAGAAUAUUUCCAAUUUAGCACUUUCCCCCCCGAUUUGCAGUUCAGUUUGCAAUGCACUAUAAUCCAGUGUUUAGUGAAUAAGCCCCAAUUCCUUUGUGAUGUCCCUGCAGGGAGUCUGCCGAACGUGAGCUCACUUUUUUGGGAUUUCUUGUGAUGAAAAAUGUUUUAAAACCGGAGACUGCUCCCGUUAUCUACGAACUGCGCAAAGCCGAGAUCCGAACUGUCAUGGUGACCGGUAAGUCAUAAAGUCGGGUAAUGAGAAAUGAAGCCAAGUAUUUCAGGCAGUGGUUGUUACUCUACGUAUUCUGUCUCUUUCUUUGGCAGGUGAUAACAUGCUGACCGCUGUAAAUGUUGCCAAGAGCUGCCACAUGGUGGAGUCUACUGAGAAAGUGUACUUUGUGAAUGUUUCUCCUCCUUUGUACAGUAGUGCAGCCACACUGAAAUUCAUCCCAUCGGAGUUGUCGCCAGGGGAGGACCCCCGAGAGGUAAACCGUAUACUUCUUCCCGUUAACUAAAAUCCAUGUUUCCAUUGUCUCUAACGUUACAUUCCAUUAAACAAUGUGGAAAUAGUAAGGAAAAGGCACAAUGUGGAUUCCGGUAGGAUGUAGCUGGAUUGAAUUGGCUGAUCUGGGAAUGUCAGAGCUCAUAUUAACGAUUAACUCUUUCAGUGCAGUUACUCGAGAUGUGAAGAAAGAUUAGGUCAGAGAGGUUCCAUACAAGGGGGUCAAUUUAGGGAAAGGGAUAAUUAUUUCCUCUCCCUGCAUGUAGUUUAAUUUAAUGUUCUGUUUUUGUUUUUUUUAGGGAUUGUACCAGCAAGGAGGGACCUUCCUCAACAAGGAGCCCUUUUGCUUUGCCAUUAAUGGAAAGUCUUUUGCCGCGUUGACGGAUUACUUUCCAGAUUUACUGCCCAAAGUAAGUGCAUCGUUUAGGGGCUCGGGUCAGCCAUUUAAUCUGCAUUGUAUUUUGGGGUGGGAUUUGCUGAUAUUAUCUAGAUUGGCAACGUCUGGUUUGCUUCAUUUAAAUGUGAGAAUAUUUAGCGACCAGUCCUGGAGAUGGCUUUGUGGAUGUCAUUUUAUUUGGAGCAGAUAAAUAAAUUGCCAAAUACUAGGAGAGACAAGUAAAUGGUCAGCUUGUAUUCAACAUAGACUUGUAUAUAGCUGGCGGUUUAAUAAAGGAAACAAUGCAAGGUUUGUGGGAUGAAUGAGGAGCGAUACAGAAAAUACUAAUUCUUUAAGAGGGUAGUAUGUUAAUGGAAUUGCCGCCCAGCCGCAGUAAUCAGAGAAUGAGAUAAUGAAUUAAAUAACUAUAUGAACAUUUCUGCCUUAGAGCAGGAACAUAUACCUGUAUCAAUAACUGUUGCCGUUUGCGUUGUUUAGAUCCUUAUCAAUGCCACCAUAUUUGCCAGAAUGUCACCUGACCAGAAAACGCAGCUGGUGCGCAACUUCCAGGAGCUGAAGUGAGUGUUUCUCAAUAAAUGGGGUGUUCGUUUAUAAUGGGCGGAAUAGCAGGUUUGAGAGUACUUGCAGUAGAUUAUUAGAACUUUUUCCUGUAAGAAGAUUUAGAUUGUAAAUGGAAUGAUAUCACAGACUGUUUGUUUCAGGACUACUGGUAGACAUAGAGGUAGAUGCAGGGACCCAGAAGAACAGAUUCUGAUUGGUUAGAGUGAAGGUAGGUCGUGACACAUUACUGGUCUCCUAGAAAUUCUCAUGACUUAGUUCUGCUUCUUGUUAAUGAGAUGGGUGGAACCUGUAAGGUCAGAGUUGGUAGUGCAGCCCCUAACCUGAAACCUCUUUCCAUCACUAAUCAAGUUCUGUACUGACCAUUCUAAACAGUUACUGCGUAGGAAUGUGUGGGGACGGAGCGAAUGACUGCGGGGCACUUAAAGCAGCAGAUGUGGGGAUCUCGCUCUCUGAUGCGGAAGCUUCUGUCGCGUCUCCCUUUACCUCCAAACUCUCUAACAUUGAGUGUGUGCCAGCUGUCAUCCGGUGAGUAUGCAUGGGCAGUGGAGCUGCCUAAACAGGGCAGUGCCUCAUUUUGUGAUCAUCAUUAACCAUUCCCAGUCCACAACAGUGGCAGUGCCUUGCUGCACCCAGCAAAAUAUCACCUUUUGUAAUUGGAAACAAAACGGUCAUAGAUCAUGCCUAAAAUAGGCCAAACGUAUUUUUUUUUUUUUUUUUAUUGAAUAUAAUUUUACUUGUAUUUAGUUCUGCGAAUAUUGCUUUAGUAAUAGAUUAUAAUAACAAGUUCUGUAAUGGUCUUAUGGGAUCUUUCCCUAUAACGGAGUAUUUCUGGAAUUGUAGGGAAGGACGCUGCUCUCUCGAGACGUCAUUUGGAGUGUUCAAAUACAUGGCAUUAUACAGCCUCACUCAGUUUAUAACCGUGCUGGUCCUAUACACCGUGAGUACACUCUGUCUGUGUCUGUGUGUAACGUUCUAUCUGUUAACAUUAAAAUUGGGCUCUCUGAGAGUUCUGUGUUUAAUACUAUAUCACAUUGAGGUUUGUGUGUGUGAAAGGCUGUGAGUGUGCCCAGCUUCAUGACAAUAAAACAUUUUGUAUGUAAAUCUUGUGCCUGAGUGAGGAUUAAUAAGAGUGAGUGCAGACUGUUGUAAUAUUCUUCCCAACAGGUGAGCACUAAUCUUGGUGACUUCCAGUUCCUGUUCAUCGACCUGGUGAUCGCUACAUCUGUGGCCAUCCUAAUGGGCAGAACUGGUCCUGCCGAUGAGUUGGGGAUUAAACGCCCACUAGGAACCCUAAUUAGUAUCCCCGUGCUGGGGAGUCUCAUCCUGCAGAUCCUGCUAAUCUGGAUCGCCAUCCUUCUGUCUGUCUUUAUUACCCAAUCACAGACCUGGUAAGUUAAACCAAACCGGAUCAGGUCAGUCGCUGGGGCCAAGUGCUAUGACCCAUCAUUAGUAAAGUUCAGGUCAGUCGCUGGGGCCAAGUGCUAUGACCCAUCAUUAGUAAAGAUCAGGUCAGUCGCUAGACGAAGUGCUAUGACCCAUCAUUAGUAAAGAUCAGGUCAGUCACUGGGGCCAAGUGCUAUGACCCAUCAUUAGUAAAGAUCAGGUCAGUCGCUGGGGCCAAGUGCUAUGACCCAUCACUAGUAUGGAUCAGGUCAGUCGCUAGACGAAGUGCUAUGACCCAUCAUUAGUACGGAUCAGGUCAGUCGCUGGGGCCAAGUGCUAUGACCCAUCAUUAGUAAAGAUCAGGUCAGUCGCUGGGGCCAAGUGCUAUGACCCAUCAUUAGUAAGGAUCAGGUCAGUCGCUGGGGCCAAGUGCUAUGACCCAUCAUUAGUACGGAUCAGGUCAGUUGCUAGACGAAGUGCUAUGACCCAUCAUUAGUAAAGAUCAGGUCAGUCGCUGGGGCCAAGUGCUAUGACCCAUCACUAGUACGGAUCAGGUCAAUCGCUGGUUCCAAGUGCUAUGACCUAUCAUUAGUAAAAAUCAGGUCAGUCACUAGACGAAGUGCUAUGACCCAUCAUUAGUAAAGAUCAGGUCAGUCGCUGGGUCCAAGUGCUAUGACCCAUCACUAGUACGGAUCAGGUCAGUCGCUGGGGCCAAGUGCUAUGACCCAUCAUUAGUAAAGAUCAGGUCAGUCGCUGGGGCCAAGUGCUAGGACCCAUCAUUAGUACGGAUGAGGUCAGUCGCUGGGGCCAAGUGCUAUGACCCAUCAUUAGUACGGAUCAGGUCAGUCGCUGGGGCCAAGUGCUAUGACCCAUCAUUAGUAAAGAUCAGGUCAGUCGCUGGUUCCAAGUGCUAUGACCCAUCAUUAGUAAAGAUCAGGUCAGUCGCUGGGGCCAAGUGCUAUGACCAAUCAUUAGUACGGAUCAGGUCAGUCGCUGGGGCCAAGUGCUAUGACCCAUCACUAGUACGGAUCAGGUCAUUCACUAGACGAAGUGCUAUGACCCAUCAUUAGUAAAGAACAGGUCAGUCGCUGGGGCCAAGUGCUAUGACCCAUCAUUAGUACGGAUCAGGUCAGUCGCUGGGGCCAAGUGCUAUGACCCAUCACUAGUACGGAUCACGUAAGCCACUGGGGCCGAGUCUAAAAGACUAACCUAGUCCGGUACAGACAUACAUUUAAAGUAGGAAAGAAACCUAAAAACACAUUUACAUUAAAUCCAUGUUGCUUUCCCUAUUUAUUCAAGCUGUUUUGUUUAAUUGUUACCACCUGAUUAUUUUUAUUGCAGGUUUGUGCCGAUAAAUGCCACCAGCACAGCUCCGCAGCACCUGCCAAACUAUGAGGAUACCACUCUAUUCUGCUUGUCCAUAUUCCAGUAUCUGAUCCUGGCCGUCAUUCUGUCUAAGGGAUACCCCUUCCGAAAGCCACUUUACACCAAUAGUAAGCUGUCACUCUGUGUAUCCCACUCACAUCCUCCAGAGAGAAUCGCUGAUACAUUAUCUCUCCAACACACCGCUUUUAUACCAACACCACCAGUAAACCAUGCCAGGAGGCUUUUACUUUGCCAGUGCCUCUGUCUAUAACCUUGGAGUCUAUUCAAGGAAUAAUUUACGAGAGCAGGUUUAGACGCUUUUGGUUGGCUCAUAAUUCACUUCACAUUUCUCUUUAUUCACUAUCCACAAUAAACAAAGCACCAUAAACCCAGUGGCUCAUCGUUGUUUUUGAACGGAUCUCAUUGCUGUAGUGAGAUUUAUUUAAAAAUAGCUCCAGCUGCGUUAAAACUAAAAGGUUAAGCUAAGUUUCGCUCACAUGAAUUUUGCUGAAAUGACCAAAUUUACCCUUUGUGAAUAACUAAAGGGUAAAUUUGUGACAUCAAGGGUUGGGUUAGAAUUGUGACAUCAAGCAGCAUCCAGCUAUUUGGUAAAUGUAACAUUACGUCAUUGUGUUUCUGUGCAGUUCUGUUCCUGCUCCUACUAUUCGUCUUGCUCGCGCUGGCUUUCUGGAUAAACCUCUAUCCCCUGAAUUUCAUGAUAUACUUGCUGCAGUUGAAGAACAUUCCCGACUUUAACUUCAAGUUUGUGAUCAUUGGACUGGCGGCCGUGAACUUCAUAGCUGCCUUCCUUGUAGAGGUGAGUCUGUCAUGGUGUUGGCAUUAUCGUUCAGAUCGUAGGAUCAGCAAGGCAUUUAGGAAUACUAAUAUUUUAUCAUAUCAGGGCUGUUAAAUGGGGAGUUUAUAGAAAAUGAGCAAUUCCUGUGUCAAUUCUCCCCAAAGUUAGUAUCCCCCAUGAGAGCUGGAGGAUUUGGGGAUAAAUAUUUAAUGAUCUCCUUGUUCAUUUUCAUCAGUUCUGUUUUUUUAAAUAAACCUGUUUAUUUUCUAUCAUUAGCGUUUAAUAUCACAUUUGCACAUUUCCUUGGUUAGAACUCCACGGCAAACGCUUUCCUCUCCAGAGGCUUAUUCAGUGUUCGGUCAUGAUUUGAAGCACUCCCCCUCUAUUUAGAAAUGUUAAAAGAUCAGAUGAAAUCCGCUUUAUAUGGUUCUUGCCUUUGACAAAAUUGCACAGAUCUUAUUAAUUAUGUAUAGCGCUUAUCUGAGCUUCCAAUUAGCCUCAAACCACCAAAAGUACACCGUUGCACUGAACAUACCCCUCCAGUUUCCCCUACCUGGUUGUCUAACCCCAGGGUCGCCCCCACGCCCGCCCUCAGCACUGAAAUCCACACACGUUGUAGUAUGGGGGAACAGUAUUAGCGAGCACUGGUUCAGACCUGUUCAGGGCCUGUUCCAGUGCACAUUAAGCCUUAGACACACAGUGACACAGAAAACUGAUCCAGAUCCAGUAAGGGGGAGCUCUGCCAAAACGUACAACAAUAAGACAGGCGUGCCAAGACUCGACACAGAGAAUAGUUUAAUCCUUUCAUACUUUCACUCUCACAGAGUCUGUGAUAUUACCCAGUAUAUUCCUGACCUGGUUCAUGGCUGGGUACAUGUUUCUGUCUUGGCCUAAACUUGUGUAAGAUGCAGAAGAGGUCAUGUUGCGGUAGGUAGCAAAACUUCCCUCUGAACCACUGGCAGGGGACGUUACUGAGCUGUCAAUUUAAAUGGAUUAUAGAGAACAUGCAGACUGUGAAAUUUAACAAUACUCAGCGUUUCACCUGUCCAGGACCCAUACAAUAAAUAAUAUUAUCUCCUGAAUCCCAGGAUGUGCAUGACAUACAGUGACGGCUAAAUGGAUCUUUCCUGAGUAAAUAUUCUGGUGUCCUCCUGAUUAACAGCAGCAUUAAACAACGCAAGUAAAAUUUACAGAAAUCAGUUGAUUGUAUACAGUCAAAAUUAGUAAUAUAGCUAAUAAAAAGCAAUUUAAAUAUUCACUCGCACUAUUUUAAUCUUCAAGUUGAGAAUGAAAUAGAGACAACCAUAGUGUUAGUUUUUUGUUUUUACUUGACCUAUUAAAUUUUAAAUAAAACUUAAAUAGAUUGUAAAAUGGAGUUUAUAUCUGACUAGAUGUCAGAUUUAAAUGCAGCAUUGACUUCAGUAUGAGCUGAGUAGAAUGGAAAAGGCUUAAUGCAGAGAUGGUUUGGGGACUGGGCCUAAGGAGGAGUAGAGAUAGAUACAGUUAUUUCAAGAUCCUCUGUGAGAAUGGUGUCUUUUUUCUAUCAAACCUGUGUCUUAUCUGCACCAUGUCGCUUUAACCCCUGUAUCACAACUCAACUUUGAAUUCUAUGUGUCGUCUUGCUCAGAAAUGCUUCAGACUUGAGAAAGGGAGGUUCUCCCAAAAGCUUGUUAUUAAAAAAUUCUGUUAGUCCAAUAAAAAAGGUAUUACAAUAUACGAAUUGUAUCUUUUUUUACAUCUACACCACAGGACUAAUACGGCUGCAAUCUCUACUUGAACAUUUAUUUCAAGGAAUUUACUGCUAGGAGCAGCAAGCAGGGGGAGGAGUGGGAGGUCACAAUAAACAGUGGUGGUGUACAAUAUAGAAUUUUGCCAAAUCCUAUCAGCCAGAUUAUUAAUAACUACAUGUGACUGCAAGUACAAAAUAUUACAGUACUACACUAUAGAUAACCAUAACAGCACUAUAGCGGUAUUAUAAUAAAGUAAUAAUCUAGUGACAAAGGUUAAAGAAUUCCGGUGCAGGAUCUUCUGUACCUUAACCUUAACGUUGUUCAAUUGAAGAGGCUUGAUGCAGAGAUGGUGUGGGGAUUGGGCCUUCAGUUAGGACACAAAAAAGGCAGCAGAUCUGAGAGAUUUAAUACAUUUCUUUAAAAGAAAGGCUGCUAUACACAUCAUUGGCCUUUACUGGGGCUGCUAUACACAUCAUUGGCCUUUACUAGGGCUGUUAUACACAUCAUUGGCCUUUACUGGGGCUGCUAUACACAUCAUUGGCCUUUACUAGGGCUGCUAUACACAUCAUUGGCCUUUACUGGGGCUGCUAUACACAUCAUUGGCCUUUACUGGGGCUGCUAUACACAUCAUUGGCCUUUACUGGGGCUGCUAUACACAUCAUUGGCCUUUACUAGGACCAGGGCUCCAGUCCUGCAGGAACGCGUGGGAACUGCUUUUCUGCACUUUUUUCACAGCAGGAACACCUUUCCCGUUGCUCCUGCAGGCACUCAGGGGGUGGCAAAAAAUACAGCCCCCAAAUGCCCCCCCUGUUUUCCCUGUUAUGGGGGGACCCAAGAGGUGGCCUAAAGACCACCUGAUGGACCCCCCCGGCGGGCGCCUGUCUCCCUGUCAGAGGUGGCGAGGGAGGUGUGUUCUCCCAACUCUGCUCCCUCGUACGCUGUUUGCUGAUGCCGGGAGCCGGAAUAUGACGUCAUAUUCCAGCUCCCGGCAUCAGUAGACAGCCUGCGAGGGAGCAGAGAGAACACAGCUCCCUUGCCGCGUCUCACAGGGAGACAGGCGCCCGCCACACUGAAGCCCCACAGGACCCCAGGGACAGGUCCACGCCAGCUCUCCAGGUAGGGAGGCUGGGUGGACAUUUUUAAAUUUAAAAAAAUAAUAAUUUGUGUUUCUGUGAGUGUAUGUGUGUGUCUGUCUGUGAGUGUGUCUGAGUAUGUGUGUGUGUGUGUGCGUUUAUAUAUGCCUACGAUAUUGUAUAUUAUUUUUUUGGUGGGGGGGUGGAUCUUGGGUGAGUUCCCACACUUUAUUCCCCAGGACUUGACCUCUGUUAACCACUUAAGGACCAAACUUCUGGAAUAAAAGGGAAUCUUGACAUGUCACACAUUAAAUAUACAUCGUUGGCCUUUACUAGAGCUGUUAAAUGUAUAUCUUUGGCCUUUACCAGGGCUGUUAUAUACAUCCCUAAUUCUUACUAGGGCAUAACCGCAAUGUUAUCUUUAGUACCUCUCUUGCUGACCGCCACAAAUGUUUCUCCUAGAGAGGAUUUAAUUAGCGCAGCACGGCCAUGUAUGUGCACUAGCCCCUAAUGCUUUCCAAUGGGGAAGGUGGAGAAGGACAACAGGGAGGCCAGAGCUGUGAUUGAGUAAAGUUAACCCACGUUUUCAUGUUUUCCUGUUAACAUUGUUUUAUUUCUUUCGAACUCUGUGCUCAACUCCUUCUCCUCCCAUCUUCCAGACCGCCCUGGACCACGGAUGCCUAAACUGCCUGCGGCGCCUACGAAAGAAAAAAGAGUCAAAGAAAUUGUAUAAAAGAUUAGAGAAAUACCUUCGUGGCCAGCAUUCGUGGCCUCCUCUAAACCAGACAUUGUACCCCAGCUCUAGUCAUGCUGCUCUGAAAAGGUAGCAGAACCCACACUGUCACAAGUCUGCAAUCUAUGCAAACGAAGAUUAGGUCACAAUGCCACGUUUUCCCAGCAUCCUUCUAACUCUGCUCUUUUCUCUGGACCCAAAUGGAGUAUAGUUUAACGCCGGGAGCAGAGCUUUAUCACGUAGCCAAAGUUUCCAAACAAAAUGUAUUUAUUUUUGUAGAUUUUUAAAAGACAAGGAAAUCCUUGGAACCACUGUUUGCGAAGGAGUGAAGCCAAAGUCUGCUGAAUGGGAGAUCAUGUCUUUAUUUAAACUACUGUUCAUGCAGCGCCAAAUGUGAAAUGAUCGUGUCUCUGUAACACUGGUAAUAAAUACAGUGUUUCUAUCCACAAGGAUCCACUAAAUGGGAAAAUAUUUCCUGUAACACUGGAAUUGUUUACGGUGUUGAGAAGAUAAUUGAAGGAUAAAGGGUUUUGGGAUUUUUUUAUUUUUUUUUUGCGUUGGAAGCCUGUAAAUGUUGACAUCUCUCAUAGAAUCAAUUGUUCUGUUUAAGACCAUUAUAAAUCAUGUUUUACUUGUUAAUUCCCCUGCAGACAGUGGAUCCCGCAAGCACCAGUCAGGGAUAUUCGCUAUACGGUGAAAUGACUAUGAAUAAUGCCACUUUCUAGAUUGCAAAAAGUCUCAAGUCCUGCUGUCUCUGAAAUUCUGCUUUUUGUUGGCUUCAUAUUUAUUAUUCCCUUGAACCAAAUAACCCUUAAACAUUACUCCUGCUGCACUGAUGCACUUUUAUCUCCAAAAAAAUGAGAUCUUACAUGUGUUAUUUGUCAGUGAAGAGAGUCUGUCAUUGCAUUUUUAAUGAGACUGUACCCAGUAUACCUGUCUGCGUCUUUCGACCAAUCCACAAUGGAGAGAAAACGUUGUGUAACUUAAAAUACAAAGUGUUUUCUCCAAAUUAUUCGAGUCGCUAAAAUCUUGACUUUUGAUUCUAUAGAAACAUUAAAUGUUAUUAAAUAAAGAAAUGUAUUGUUUAUUUAAUAUGCUUACUGAGCUGUUUAUAUUGUGGGCCACAUUGUUUACAAUUAGAGUGCGUUAUUAUUUAUUGGGAAGGUUUAUAUAUACAGUAGUUUUCUAAUAUUCUUUUUAAAGGUGGUAAACUCUUAUAAUAUUAGUUUUUGACCCUUAUUGGUGCAAGUAGAGGUUUUAAAUUCUCUCUAGACAUACACCCGGGAAAUGUAUGAUGUUCUACGGCAGAGGACUGAGUGACCAAUGGGAGAUGAGCUAAGCAGUUAUUCAGUCUCUGAUUGGACAUUAGCUGUCCUGCCAGUCUGUCUAACCUCCUGUAAGUACUUACCUGAUAUCACAUGUAGUUCCCAUUCCUCUAGUAAGCCCCAUUUUAAAACCUAAAGGAAUUUUGUCUUUUUCUGUUUUAUUGCUAUCAUUCCUCCAUGACCUUUUGCACAGAUUGUUAAUUUUUCUUUACAAAUCACCAGCAUGUUCUGCAGCUAAAACACAGUAAGUUAUGACACUGAAGAAUUUAAAGGACCACUAUGGUGUUAAUAGGUCCCCCCCACCCUUAUGGCCCCCUUCCCGCCGGGCUCUAAAGAAAGGAAGGGGUUAAAGGCUUACCUUUCUCCAGCGCUGGGCUCCCUCGGCGCUGGGGACUCUCCUCCCUCUUCUGCCGAAUGCGCAUGGAUUCGGCCAGUCCAUUCAGCCAGGAAAUAAUGCUUUCCUAUAGACGCUGGUGUCUUCUCACUGUGAAAAUCAUAGUGAGAAGCGCAGAAGCGCCUCUAGCGGCUGCCAAUGAGACAGCCACUAGAGGCUGGAUUAACCCAUAUGUAAACAUAGCAGUUUCUCUGAAACUGCUAUGUUUAUAGCAGGCAGGGUUAACCCUAGAUGGACCUGGCACCCAGACCACUUCAUUGAGCUGAAGUGGUCUGGGUGCCUAUAGUGGUCCUUUAAGCCAGUGGGUAAAGAGUCGACUCAACCCCCUAGGUAAAGCGGUUUCAUCUAUAAUAAAUAUAUAUUUAAAGGAUCACUAUAGUGUCAGGAAAAUAAACUCGUCAGGGUCCCACUCCCACUGGGCUGAAGGGAUUAAAACCCCUGUUGGCGCUAUAUAAAUGGCGAUAAUAAUAAUAAUAACAGCAAAAACAACAUUUCUAGAAAAACUAGUUUUUAGUGUCAUGCAUAGAUGUAAUACCAUGGUGCUCCAGUAGGGGCAAGCACUGCUGUGGUCAGGUAGAGUGCAUGCUCAUGUUUGUACUUUUGUGGUAUUUAGGUCUACAGUGAAUACAGAAUGCACGCUUCUAACUGCCUUACACGUGGUCUGACUACCUUACACAUGGUCUAACUACCUUACACGUGGCCUGAGGCCUUACACGUGGUCUAACUACCUUACACGUGGUCUAACUACCUUACACGUGGUCUAACUACCUUACACAUGGUCUGACUACCUUACACGUGGUCUGACUACCUUACACGUGGUCUGACUACCUUACACGUGGUUUGAGGCCUUACAUUGACACCCUUAAGCCAUCCCUGACGAGCUAGUAUUUUUAUUUCAGAGUUUUAGGCUUUUUCUGGUCUCUAUAUAUGGCCUCAGUCUAUAUAGUUAAUCACCAAAUGAUAAAACAAUGUCACUCAUAAAUGAUCUGUAAAACAAUCCAAGUUUGGUUUGAUCUAACUCUCCACCAUGUCUCGAUUGUGGUACGGCCCAAGCUUUGUGUGCCGCAUUAUUCUCAGGAGUACAGAAUUUAACCAUCACUGCUUUAGUGAGUGCAGUCUAACUGACCACACUCCCUAUCCCAGUUUUGCAGACGGGGGUAGGUGGCAGAGAAAUCUACCGCGCCACGCAACAAUCUAAUUCUCUGUCACUCUGCAUCUCUCCAUAACAUCGUUCCACUCUGCAACUGUUCUACCAGAGAGACUUCCACAUCUUCUAUUUACUUGUAUACUUAUUUUUUAAACCUUUCCCCGUAUUGCUUUAGCCUCCAAAUAUUAAUAUAUUAUUGAUGGCUUAUAGAUUAAUAUUUGAUAUACUGCCCCUCUAUUUUUAUAAAGUUAGGCUGUUUUAGGUCCGUGAGACUAAAUACUGAUAAAAUCUAAGACUAAUUAAACAAAUCCCAUAGCUCACUAACAAGGCACAGAUAUUCAAUAUAUGUAUGAAACGAUGUCUUGCCAAGUCAGACUGUCAAUGAAUUAGGCAUGAUACAACCAGUGUUAUUCAUGGAAAUGUUAUUUUGACCAAAAUAGCCAAACUGAAAAAUUAUCUUAAUUUUGUUUCUGAUAGUUUCUUCAAAUCCCCACUGGGGGGCAUCACUGAUCAGGGGUUCCCAUAAAGCAAGCAAUAGAUUGCACAUUUCGGGGGUGGGGGGGGGAAUCUUCUCUGCAGAAUGCAGCUUUGUGAAUAACUCAGGGUUUUUGUUUGUGAAUGUUCAGUCUGCGUGAUAACUGGAUUUGUCUAUCAGCUGUUUGUACCCUUGAUUUUACAUAUAGAUAAUGUGAAUAAUCAGAAGAUAUUUCAUCCUUGUAGGAUGCUCGAUCGGUCAUAGACAUUGUCUAUGUGACAUCACUUUUCCUGUACAUGUAAACAGAUUCUAACUAUAGACGUUUCUAACUUACCUGAAUUGUUACACCAUGUGCCUGAGACACUAACUUGAAAUUUAAUAAAAAAUUAAUCGUUUCAACCAUCUGACACAUCUG
This is a messenger RNA of Pelobates cultripes (western spadefoot toad), 55857 nucleotides long. NCBI's taxonomy places the organism in Eukaryota, Metazoa, Chordata, Amphibia, Anura, Pelobatidae. The record is from the annotation of a GenBank genome assembly.